This is a messenger RNA of Podarcis lilfordi (Lilford's wall lizard), 88361 nucleotides long. Lineage: Eukaryota; Metazoa; Chordata; Lepidosauria; Squamata; Lacertidae. The record is from the annotation of a GenBank genome assembly.
GGAACACUGAGCACGCGCGAGGAGCAGGAGGAGGAGACCAUUGACGCAACCUUUCGCUCCUCCCUCCGUCCCUCGCAGGUUUUUUUUACGUCGCUUCUUUACAUGCUUGCGCACGCGUACUAGCGCGGGGUGCAGGACCCGGAAAGAGGGGCCGGUUUGCUUUACGGCGGCGCUCGGCGUUUUCCCUUAACAAGCAUGGCGUCCGGGUUUGAAAGCGAGAGGACUCUGGCGGCGCGCAAGGAAGAGAGGCGCCGCCACCGCGAGGCGCUGCUACAGCAGGUGACGGACCGGCUCGGCUUGUCGGCCCGUUGCUGGGCCUUGUUCUCACCCCACUUCCGAAGGAACCCUCCUUCUCCUCCUCUCUUUCUCGCUUCCCUCCGCCCCCAUUCAAGCGUCGACGGGACGUUUUUCACCCCUUUUUUGUCUUCAUUGUGUAAAUAACAUGAGGUUCUCGCUCCCUUCACCCCCCUUCAGCCCUUGUUUUGAAUCGCCCCCCCCCCCAGGUAAUAGGGCCAUUUCCCUAUUUCGGAACAGCAGUUCUCUGCAACGGCAGGACAUGUUUAAAUUCCUCUGUGAUUGCAGGAAGUAUCCCCGAGAACUCUGGGAAAUGUAGUUCUCGGAGUGGGGCUAAGGACCUCUGCGCGGUAGUUCUGAGCACCCUUCCCAAACCGCAGGAGUCUUUGGGUGAGGAGGUGGGAGAGGAGCAAUUGCAGUUAAAACUAGUGACAAGCCAAUGCGGGUUUAUCUUUUUUGGGGGGCUGCCCUCUUACAUUUAGGACAUCUUCAUGAGGACGUUUGUCUCAAUCUAUGAAUCCUUAGGUCUUAUAUUUUUUUAAGUUGAAUUCAGGAAGCACCCUUCAUCCGAAGAUCACAGGGCCGGGAUAUACGUUUAUCGCCUGCGCAUUUAUCGGCUGAACUUCUGUGGUUUCUGUGUAUGCAUUUCCACCUACAGUCAUACCUCAGGUUGAAGUAGCUUCGGGAUAAGUAUUUUCGGGUUGCGCGCUGUGGUGACCCGGAAGUAACGGAGCGUGUUACUUCAGGGUUUCGCCGCUCGCGCAUGCCCAGACGGUCAAAAUGACGUCACGUGCAUGCGUGGAAGCAGCAAAUCACGACCUGCGGAUGCAAGUUGCGUUCGCUUCUGCAUGCGAACGGGGCUCCGGAACGUACCACUGUACUAGGGGUCAACCCGUCCUAAGAGUUGCUUUGUACAUCACAUAGCUUUCCUACACAAAAGUUACUUGUGUGAAAGAAAUUGUUUGUAAAUCCCCCCCCCCAUAAUUUUGUCCAGUGUGGUGAAUGCACGUGCACCAAAUAGAUGAAUUGUGUGUUAAGGAUUGUUAGGAAAGGGAUUAAAAACAAAGCCACCGAUGUCAUAAUGCCACCAUGCACAUCUAUGUUGUGACUGAACUUGAAGUGCUGUGUACAGUACUAGUUUCCACACCUUAAAAAGGAAGCUGGAGGGCUGGAAAAUGUUUAGAAAAGCACAAGUAAUAUGAGGAUAGCUUUGGUUGAUUGUUGGUUGGUUCUGUGGGAUUUAUCCUUUGGGGGAUAUUUGGGGGAUAUUUAUCCUGUUGGGAGGUGAAUCUGGGGGUGAUGACAUCCAACUUCGUUAUAAUUAUUUAUAUUUAUUACUUGCUUUACUCAUAAAAGUGACUCAAAAUGACUUACAGCACAGUAUUACUGCUAGAACCAUUUAAAAGAAGCAAGCCAAUUGUCAGAGCUGCUUCCAGAUCCUAGCUCACAGAGGAUCACGCUAGCCAGCGAUCAUUAAACAAAAGUCUUUAUUGAGUUACAGUUUCCAUUCUCAAGCUGCUGCGUGCAACUCUACGUCUCAUGCUUAGACCGGCGAAGCUCCGUCUGAGUCUCCGCCCCUUGUACACCAACUUAAUAUCCUAGCCCUGCUCCACCUUUUCCGCCUGACUGUUCUUCUCUGGGUCCCUCUGCCCCCCCGGGGUCUCUUCCUUCCGGGAUUCCUCUGACGCUGACGCUGACUCCCCUGACUCUUCUCCCUCCUUUCGGCGGGCUUUAGGACCUGGCUCCCUUUCCGGGCUGCCUACUGCGCCACCUUCCUGUGCAUUUGAACUUGGCGCGCGCGCCCAACCUUCCACCUUCCGUCUGACCGUUUCUUCGCUCCCCGAUGGAGGUGUGGCCACUCCUGACUCGUGCCCUCCCCCCUGUUGUGAGUUGCCAGCGCUUGAUCCCUGGCGCCCUUCCUCUUCCCUGCUCUCUGGCGGUGACGUUGGUCCCGAUUUCCAACUGCUCCCCUCUGAGUCCCCUCUGGCUCUAUCUUCCUGGGGUGUCCCCCUAGGCUCCCCCCUUGCCCUGGCCACUGGUGCUCCUUUCUGUGAAUCUUCUGAUUCACUGGAAAGACUCGGAGAUCUCGGGUCGUCGUCAUCACUCAUCUUUUCUUCUGCCUCCUCCCCCUCGCUCUCUGUUUCCUCCCUUGCCCUUGCCUCUGCUCCUGAACCCCUGACAUCCAUCCCCCUCGAAGCCCCCUCUUCCCCCUCCCCUCCUUCCGGUGCGGGAUCUGGGUGCUGCCGUGUCAGGGGACGAAUGUCGGAUACAGUUCGCUUCCCGUGGCGGGCCGCCAUCUGAAGUCUUCCGGUUCUUCCUCCCUGCUCUCGUUGACGACGGUCACCUCCGCUUCCAUCUCUGUGCCGCCGUGCUCGAAACCCGGGUCGUCCCCGAAAAGUCCAUGUCCGUCUCUCCCUCGUUGCCUUCUGGAGACGUUGCUCGUCCUGGACCCUCCAGCCACCUUCUACGGAACUGCUCCUCUGGUCGAUCAUCCCACCAAUACGAGGGUUCUGAAGCAGAUCCUGAGGGUGACCCCUCCGGGGAACGGGCGUCUCGUGUCGGUUCCUCGUCCGAGUCGAACCCCGGAACGUGCUGGCUGAAAGCGUGGGCGUGAAAAGCCAGUCGUCGAAAAGUCUGCUGGCAUUGGCCUAUGUGGGAAGAGGGCAUGAAACUCUUCUUUGAGCAGAGGUUCGUCUAAAGCGUAGCCCGGCACCCAGCUGUUGGCACUGGCCGGGGUGCCCUCCUUGGCGAGAAGGUAUUCUACCCCCUCUUCCCCCCAUCUGGAGUCCAAAAUCUCCGUGACUUCGUUGAUGCGCUCCUCCCGUGCCACUCCCCCCUGCCCGGUUCUCUCUCGGAGCGGACCCGGUGCCGUUCCUGGUUCCUGAAACCUGUGAGGUGCCUUGUAGGGAGUGAGCACCGAUCUGUGGAACACCGGAUGCAUUCUGGAACCCUCCGGAAGAGCCAGCCUGAAAGCCACCGGGUUGACCUGUUCUUCGACUUGGUAGGGCCCCAGUUGUUUAUGCCCUAGUUUCUUCUUCGCCAACGACCUGGCCGGCACUGCGUGGGCUGCUAACCAGACCCAGUCUCCCACAUGGAUCUCUUCGCCAACCCUUCUGUGUUUGUCCGCUUGUACCUUGUAUGCGUGUUUAGCCAGCUCCAGGUGCCGCCGCAGCUGAUCGUGGACCUCCUGCAACUCCGACGCGAAUGCAUCUGCUGUCUGCGGCUCCCCUCCCCCAUUCUUUCCAGUCCCGGGAAGGUUCUGGGGUGCCUCCCGUUGUUGGCGAAGAACGGCGUGACCCCCGUGGACACGUGCUUCGUGUUGUUGUAGGCGAACUCGGCGAGAGGCAGGUAAUCCACCCACGUCGCAGGCUGUUGAUUCGCAUAACAUCUCAGGUACUGCUGCAUGAUGGCAUUGACCCGCUCCGCUUGCCCAUUGGUCUGCGGGUGUCUAGCCGACGCCAGGUUGAUCUUGACGUUCAGGAAGCCCAUCAGCCUCUGCCAGAAGUUCGAGAUGAACUGUCGCCCUCGGUCGGACAGAAUAGACCGCGGCAGACCGUGAACCUUGAACACGUGGUCUAUGAACAGUUUGGCGGUUUGUUCCGCCGUGGCCACCUUCGCACACGGAAUGAAAUGUGCCAUCUUGGAGAACAAGUCCACCACCACCAGCACAGCCGUCUUGCCCCUCGAGCUGGGCAGAUCCGUGACAAAGUCCAGGGCCACUCUCUCCCAUGGUUCGAACGGAGUUUGCAGCGGUUCCAGCAGUCCGGCCGGCGGUCUGUGCACUGGUUUGGCCCUCUGGCAGGUGUCACACCUCGCCACGUAGUCCGCGACUUCCCCUCUCAUUCCUGGCCACCAGAAGUCUCUGGCUACUAAUUCCACCGUUUUCUCCUUGCCAAAGUGCCCGGCAGUGGGCGCGUCGUGCAGCUGCUGCAGUACCUUGGCGCGAAGUUCGUCUCCCGGCACGUAGAUGGCCCCUUUACGGAUGAGCAAACCAUCUCGCAGCUGGAACUCGUCGGUCGCUGCCGUGCCCCUGUGCGCCUCUGCCAUCUUUGCUUGCGCGAAGGAGUCAUCCUGCAACGCUCGUCGCACCGCCUCCAGGUCAACUGUCGCCGCCGUGCACGCCCACACUGUCGGUGCGAAGAUGUGCAUGGCGGCCGCUGGCGUUGCCUCCUCCAAAUACUGUGGCUUACGGGAGAGAGCAUCCGCCAUGAUGUUGGUGUUCCCCGGGACAUACUCUAUUCGGAAGUCGAAAUUCGCAAAGAACUCAGCCCAACGUAUCUGCCUCUGGUUCAGGAACUGUGCCGUGCGCCAGUGCUCUAGAUUCUUGUGGUCCGUGCAGACCUGCACCGUGUGCUUGGCGCCGAUCAGGAAGUGCCUCCACGCUUUGAACGCUGCAUGAAUGGCCAGCAACUCCCUGUCCCAGAUGGUGUAGUUCUGUUCGGACUUGCUGAGCUUCCUUGAGUAAAACGCUCCCGGCCUCCAAACCCCCUGCGGGUCCUUCUGCAGCAGGACUGCUCCCACGGCUCUGUCCGAAGCGUCUGUCUCCACCCUCAUCGGCCUGCUGGGGUUGACAUGAAGCAGUUGCUCUUCCGACGCGAAGAGACGCUUGAGUGCCUGGAAAGGACUGCUCCGCCUGCUCUGUCCAGAUGAACUUCUUUUCUUGGAGCUGAGCGUGUCCGUGAUGGCCGCUGUCUGCAUGGCAAAGCCUUUGAUAAACUUGCGAUAGAAGUUCGCAAAGCCGACAAACCGUUGGACCUCCUUCCGGUUGCGUGGGCUUUUCCAAUCCAACACUGCUCGGACCUUGGUGCUGUCCAUGGCGAGCCCUUUAUCAGACAACUUGUAGCCCAGGAAAUCCACCUCCGUCACGUCGAAUUGGCACUUCUCCAGCUUGGCGUAAAGCCUAUGUUGCUGUAGCCUGCUCAGCACUUCCUUGACGUGCCUGUCAUGCUCCUGCUGCGAUUCCGAAAAGAUCAGGAUGUCAUCCAAGAAACAGACGCACGUCUUGUAGAGGAGCCCCGCCAACACGUGAUGCAUGAAAGCUUGAAAACGUGGGAACCAUUUUGCAAUCCAAAAGGCAUAACUCUAUAUUCGUAGGUGCCCAGGGGCGUGAACAUGGCUGUCUUCCACUCAUCUCCUUCCCGCAUGCGAAUGAGGUUGUACGCCCCUCGCAGGUCCAACUUGGUGAACACGCUGCCCUUCCGUACCUUUGCGAGGAGGUCGUCGAUUCGGGGCAUGGGGAAGUCCGAUGGCUUGGUCACGCUGUUCAAAAUGCGAUAGUCCACUACAAGUCUUUUUGGGGCGUGUCCCGCUUCUUAACAAAGAAUACCGGACUGCCCCCGCUGCCUUGGACUCUCGGAUGAAACCGCGCUCCAAAUUAUGAUCUAUGAACUCUUUGAGUUCCUGCAGUUCGUCCUCAGACAUGGAAUACAACUUCCCUUUGGGCAGCGCCGCCCGGCAGCAGGUCAAUUCUGCAAUCAUAUGGUCUGUGGGGGGGUAGCCUGUCUGCCUCCUUCUCACAGAAAACCUCCAAAAAUGCUGCGUACUUGUGGGGAACCGCUUGCAGCGUGCCUAGCUGCAGCUGUGACUCCUCUUCCUCUCCUUCCUGCCGGGGCACGAUGCAGUGUUCAGCGCAAAAGGAAGAGCCGAAGGUCAGCUGCCUCUGGUACCAAGCCAGCGUCGGGCUGUGCUUGUCCAGCCAACUCAUGCCCAAUACAAUGGGCGUGUCCGAUAGUUGAGUGACAUUGAAGCUGAUGAUUUCCCUGUGAUUCCCAAGUCUCAUCACCAUUGGUGGCGUCUGCUUCACCACUUGCCCCCCUAGCAGCUCCCUACCAUCCACCGUGACAACCUGCAGGGGCAGCGUGGCAGGCAGCAACUGUAUAGCGUGCCGGUCGACAAAGUCCUGCCCUAUAAAGUCCGCAUUGCUUCCGGAGUCAAUGGUGAUUGGCACGUCCAUGGUGAUGCCAUUGGGCAGCUGGAGCGACGCGGUGAGCCUCACUACUGGUUUGGGCGGGAGGGGGUCCAUGGGCUGUAAAAUCUCCGGGGACUGCUUCACUGACACGUCUGGCUGGGCCCCAGUGCCUCUUUCUCCAGCCAGACUCCGUCGUUUCCCUGCCGUGGUUCUCCUUGCUGCGUUGCUGCAGUUACCAUUGCUGAGGCUGCAGUGUGCUUGUGGAGCCUCUGGGGACACUCUUUCGCCAUAUGCUGUGGAUCAUCGCAGAUGUAACACUUCCUGUUCCCUCUAGGAGGCUUCGCUUUCUUUUUUUUUUUUUUUUAAAGCAAUUUAUUGGAUUUUACAAUAGGAAUAAAUGUAAUAAACAAUAUAACAUUCGUCUUAACAUAAUUUCACAUUUUCUUUGGACUUCCUCACAUCUCCCGCUCCCACCUUAUGUUGGUUUCUAUUUCCCUCACUGAGCAGCAACUGCAGUCACAAGACAUUGUUUUGCAUUCCACAGUCAGAGUUACUGUUGGAGUUUCUCACGGGAAAGGGAGACUGGAUGUGACGUACACUGGUUUCCUGUUUUUCACUGUGAUUCUCUCCGAGCUGAGAGAGGAGAGAGGAUGCAUUUUUCUGCUCCUGCAGAGGCAAGAUGUCUUUCUGUAAUAUACCAGCUUUGAACUGUAAAUAAAGCAAUAUAGAGUAUGUAGCACGUAUUACUCAUCCUUCCGCUGGGCACGACAGACUCUGCUUAAAUCAACACGAGGUUAUGGACUCCAGAGGUCGAAUCGGAGUGCCGGCAGAGGAUCGGAAUGCAGAGGGACGGAUCGGAAAGGAAUCUGCUCUGCGCGUAGAAGUGAUUGAUGAGGUAUGUGCUACUGCUCCGGGCAGCCUGCCAGCUUCAAGUUAAUGGCUUUAUGGCUGGACUUUGAACUUUUAAAGCCGGUUUUGCCGGGAAUAGGCAAAAGGCUCCCAGGCACAAGUCACUAUGCUGGGGAAAUCGAAAGUAACUUUUAAGUGUGCCUUUGUAAUGAGGCAGCUGCAGCAGUGACGCAGCAAGAUUUAAAGCAGCAUAUAUAUGACGCUGAAGGCUAAUGCCAGAGUCAUGAUGGCCCUUCAGGAUGCUUGUGGGAUUCCUAAGCUCAACAAGAAAAAUUACAGCGACUGGGUUCAGUAUGCAGAGGCAAUUCUGCGGAAAGAGGGUCUGUUUGAGGUGAUUACAGAAACCCCCCCAGUUCCAGUUACAGAUGCAUGGGAAGCUAAGGAUUCCAAAGCAAGGGGAACUCUUACGUUGAUAGUAUCCCCAGAAGAGCUCUGUCUAUUGCGUGAUAAGACCUCAGCCAGAGAAAUUUGGGACGCUCUGAGAGAGGCUCACUUAAGGACAGAAGCUGGAUCCACUAUGUUUUAUUUUAACAAGCUGCAUAAUAUGGCUCUUGCUGAAGGUGGAGAUGUGCGUUUACAUCUGAUGCAGAUGCAAAAUCUGAGACAUGAGCUGCAACAGAGAGGACUCAACUUUCCAGAGGCUGUGUAUUCUUUCAUGAUACUACAAUCUUUGGGUUCAGGUUGGGAGUCUGUUGCAACCCAGAUUGCUGUGCAACCUACUGCUCAGCUGACAGUGGACUUUGUUACUGCCGUGAUUUUAAAUGACGCAGAUCGCCGGGUGCUGGCUGCAUGGGCAAGGGGGAGUCUUCACAGACGUCAUCCCAUAGUGCAGUGGAACCACCAGAUGGCGCCAAAGCUUUGAAGGCAGUCAAAUGCAACUCGUGUGGACGUCUAGGCCAUAUGAAGAGGGAAUGCAGAUAUCCCAGGGCCAAGACAGAGCAGCGCAGCGAAAGCUCAUCGCGCGGAAAAGGCCGAGGCAAAGGCAAAGGUCCGGUGUCUAGGACAACGCAGCACAAGGCUAUGGUUUCACGCUUCACUCCAAAGGUUGCAGAGGCCCAGAAGACGUCUAGAUCUUUCUUCGUUAUUGAUUCAGCGGCCACCCACCACAUGUGCAACGAUAAGAAACUGUUUGUGUCUUUUACACCGCAGGAAGGUGCGAUUCACCAGGCGGAUGACCACACUAUUCCCAGUAAAGGCUACGGAACUGUUGUUCUUCACAGUUUGGACUUAUCGAUACAGAAUGUGCUUUACGUGCCAGACGCCAAACAUAAUCUGCUCAGCGUUGGACAGCUGAAUGAGCGGAACAUUGACGUUUCCUUCAAGAACAAGAAGUGCAUCAUCACAAAGAAGAAUGAUUAUGUAUUGCAUGCAGAAUAUGUUGAUCAUUUGUUUGUUUUGUAUUAUGAUGAUGUGGUGCAGGAUGACACUUGUUGCAUUGCAGGUACUAACAAAAGUUUGCAUGCAGAAUGUAUUCACGAUUUUCAUAGAAAAUUUGGUCAUUUGAAUUUUGAGGCAGUAUCUAAAAUGCCUGCCUUGGUUGAAGGUAUGACUAUUAAACCCUGCAGGUACCACAUGAAGUGCAAAGCAUGCGCAGCAAACAAGGUGAAAAUGGCUGCGAAAGGUAAGGUGUCUAGUAGGAAAGCUACAGAACCAUACCAGGUUGUUCAUGCUGAUUUGGUUGGACCACUUGCGCCCUCUUUGGGUGGAAAUAGAUACUUCAUGGUUCUCAUUGAUGCAUUUUCUAGAUAUAUUUUUGUGUACAAUCUCAAGCAGAAAUCGGAGGCUUUUCCUAGGUUCAAGGAAUUCUGUGCUUGGUUGGAAAAUGUGCAUGGUAAGAAGAUAAAGACUCUUUUCAGUGAUCGCGGGGGGGAAUUCACUUCUCAGCAGUUUGAAGCUUUUCUGACUGAGAAAGGAAUUCAACACGAUUUGUCUAGUCCUCGCUCGCCAUGGCAGAAUGGACUUGCGGAACGGGCAAAUCAGACAUUGCUUCAAGGAUUAAAAACCUUGCUGCAUGAUGCCAAUCUUCCAGAGAGUUAUUGGGCCGAAUCUCUCUCGUGUUUUGUUUACAGUUACAAUCGCAGGUUAUCUUCAGCGAUUGGAUGUACCUCUAUGAGAAGAUGUUUGGCAAGAAGCCAUACAUCAAACACAUGAAGAUUUUUGGUUCUGACAUGUGGGUUCACUCACCACAAAACUCCAAGUUAGACAAGCGUGGAUUGCAUGGUAUCUUUCUAGGUUAUCAGAAAGGGUCUUACAGAAUAAUGAUGACUGACUCUAAGACAAUUAAGCUCACGAGAAGUGUCGAGUACAAUGCAAAGUGGUGGAGAAUGUGGGAAUUUUCCAAUGUUAUCCUGAUGACGGUGAUGAGACUGAGGAUAGUCAAAAGCAACCACAACAGCCCACACCCACUGAUGAAGGUUCUGAGUCUGAAUCUGAAACUGAAUCGGGUGAUUCAGAGGAUUUCAAGAGUGCGAAAGCCUCUAUGCGACCCUCUGAAAGCUCUGAUCAAGAAUUGGAGGAACCAUUGUUCACAAUAGGUCGUUUUUCUCCUAAGAAGGAAGAGGAGAGUGUUGAAGACUUAAGGAUAAUUCGUAGGUCACAGAGAGCCACAAAAGGCAAACCUCCAAAGAGAUUUGCUGAUGAGUUUGCUAAGAUAGCAGUAACAGCUGUUAAAAGCUCCAAGAAGGUAUUUGAACCUUCAAGUUUCCAAGAAAUCCAGGGUUUGGAUUCAAAGGAAGCUGAGCCAUGGUUAAAUGCCAUGAAGGCUGAGCUUGAUUCCUUAGAAAGGAACAAAACAUGGGAUCUAGUUCCAGUAGGUCCAGGAAUGAAACUGCUUGGAAGCAAAUGGGUCUUCAAAGCGAAGACAGAUCAAAAUGGCAAGAUAGUCAGACACAAAGCCAGAUUGGUAGCCAGAGGUUUUGCACAGGUACCAGGUGAAGACUAUCACGAGACCUAUUCACCCACAGUGAGAUAUGAAAGCAUUAGGCUUAUGCUUAAGCUAGCUGCAGAGGAAAAUCUACACAUUAGUCACCAUGAUAUUAAUACAGCUUUUCUGUACGGAUCUCUAGAUGAAUCACUUUAUAUGCUUCCACCUGAUGGCGUACAGGUAAAACAGGGAUUUGUUUGUGCUCUGAAGAAAUCCCUUUAUGGUCUCAAACAAAGUGCACGGUGUUGGCACACAAAACUCACUGAAGUAUUGUUUUCUCUAGGUUUUCAGCAAGGGAAAGCUGAUCCAUGUGUAUUUGUCAAAGAGGAGGGGCAAAAGAAACUGUACUGUUUGUUUUAUGUUGAUGAUUUAUUAUUCUUUUGGAAAGAUGUUGCAAUGUACAAUAGCGCCCUAGCUCAACUGAAAGAGCACUUUGACAUGAAAGAUCUUGGUGAGGUAAACAACUACCUAUCUCUGGAAAUAGAGAGAGAUCAAGAUGGUAACAUUCUAGUACACCAGUCACGGAAAAUUGCUGAUGUGUUAAGCAAACUAAAUCUGAUGGAUGCUAACCCUGUAGACACACCGAUGACAACAGGUUAUCAGGUAGAUGACACUGAAGAAGCAUUUUCUGACACUACACUGUACAGGAGUGUGCUAGGCAAGCUAAACUUCAUUGCCAGAUGUUCAAGACCAGACAUUGCUGUUAGCUGUAAUUUGCUAAGCAGACAAGUCAACAAUCCUAGUGUCAAGGAUUGGAAAGCUCUGAAACGCAUAGCGCGGUAUUUGAAAGGCACUAUGCAUUACAGACUGAGAUUUAACAAUCAGAAGUCUGGUGGUCUUGAGAUAUUUGCAGAUGCAAGUUUUGGAAGUGACACUACAGACAGGAAAAGUACGUCUGGAGUUUGCUACAUGUACAAUCAGAGUCUGUUUGAUUGGUCAUGCAAGAAGCAAACAACAGUUAGCUUAAGUACUUGUGAAGCCGAACUGAAUGCACUGUCUUAUUCACUUAAGGAUUGUGAAUGGUUAGUACAAUUGUGCAAAGAUAUGAAAAUUCCUGUCAAAUGUCCAAUCCAGGUUUACCAGGACAACAAAGCAUGUUUGGCUUUGCUGAAGUCUGAAGGUUGUAAGCAAAGCACAAAGCACUUACAAUUAAAGUUGCAGCAUGCUAGGGAAUGUAUUCAGAAGGGACUCGUAACGGUGUCCUAUAUGCCAGGUAAUGAAAUUCCUGCUGAUGUAUUGUCCAAGAUUGUAUCAAGGGAUCAACACUGUACCUAUGUGCAGAAGUUGGGUUUGUACUGAUAUUGUGCAAACACGCUGCCCAGUGAUGUUCACAGAAAGGGGGAGGAUGUUGGUUUCUAUUUCCUCACUGAGCAGCAACUGCAGUCACAAGACAUUGUUUUGCAUUCCACAGUCAGAGUUACUGUUGGAGUUUCUCACGGGAAAGGGAGACUGGAUGUGACGUACACUGGUUUCCUGUUUUUUCACUGUGUUUUUCUCUCCGAGCUGAGAGAGGAGAGAGGAUGCAUUUUCUGCUCCUGCAGAGGCAAGAUGUCUUUCUGUAAUAUACCAGCUUUGAACUGUAAAUAAAGCAAUACAGAGUAUGUAGCACGUAUUACUCAUCCUUCCGCUGGGCACGACAGACUCUGCUUAAAUCAACACCUUCAUCAUUAUAACAUUUUGUCAGCAAUUUAUCAUCUUAUUUAAAUUCUUAUAUCUCUUCGAUAUUUCAUGAUCUUAUAGUUCUCAUAAAGAGUUAAACUUUCACAGUUUUUCUUAUUUUCUUAAAAACUUCUAAGUUAAGUGGUGCUCAGUUAUUUAGUCUAGCAUCUUAUUCAGCAUUCAGUCAAAUCACAAUGUUUUUGUAGGUAGUUCUUAAAUUUCUUCCAAUCCUCCUCGAUUCUCUCUUCUCCCAGGUCUGCCAGUCAUUUCAGCCAGUUGCAUAUAGUCUAUCAGUUGCAUCUGCCAUUCUUCCAGUGUGGGUAGAUCUUGAGUUUUCCAAUGUUUUGCGAGUAGUAUCCUUGCUGCUGUUGUUGCAUACAUAAAAAUGUUUGGUCCUUCUUUGCCACCCCUUGGCUGACAAUACCCAAAAGGAAAGCCUCUGGUUUCUUAGUGAAAGUAUAUUUAAAUACCUUUUUCAAUUCAUUAUAAAUCAUUUCCCAGAACGCCUUCACUUUAGGGCAGGUCCACCAGAGGUGAAAGAACGUUCCUUCACACUCUUUACAUUUCCAGCACUUGUUAUCAGACAGGUGGUAAAUUUUUGCGAGUUUGACUGGGGUCAUAUACCAUCUAUAAAUCAUUUUCAUUACAUUUUCUUUCAAAGCAUUACAUGCAGUAAAUUUCAAUCCAUUACUCCACAGCCUUUCCCAGUCCUCAAACAUAAUAUUAUGCCCAAUAUCCUGUGCCCACCUUAUCAUAGCCGAUUUAACCAUUUCAUCUUGUGUAUUCCAUUCCAACAGCAAGUUAUACAUCCUUGAAAGUAUCUUAAUCUUUGGUUCUAACAAUUCUGUUUCUAAUUUCGAUUUCUCCACCUGGAACCCUAGUUUCUUAUCAUUUUUAAAAACUUCUUUAAUCUGAGCAUAAUGUAACCAAUCUCGCACUUUGUCUUUCAUUUUCUCCAAACUCUGCAAUUUCCAAUUGUCUCCAUCUUUUUCUAGUAUUUCCCAAUAUUUUGGCCAUUUGGCCUCCAUAUUGGGUCUUUUAAGGUGAAAGCCACCUUGGUGUUUUAUUUUCCAGCAAGUCUUUAUAUUUUGUCCAGACAUUAAACAGUGAUUUUCUAACAAUAUGGUUCUUAAAGGCCUUAUUUGCUUUAACUUUGUCAUACCAUAAAUAUGCAUGCCAUCCAAAAACAUUGUUAAACCCUUCCAAAUCUAACACAUCAGUGUCUUCAAGAAGUAGCCAAUCUUUUAGCCAGCAGAACGCUGCGGCUUCGUAAUACAACUUUAAGUCCGGCAGGGCAAAGCCCCUCUUUGUUUUGCAUCAGUUAGUAUCUUAAACUUAAUUCUGGGCUUUUGCCCUGCCAGACAAACUUCGAAAUGUCUCUCUGCCACUUCUGAAAGCACUCCAUUUUGUCCAAAACCUGAAGUGUUUGAAAUAAAAACAACAUUCUUGGCAAUACAUUCAUCUUAAUCGCAGCAAUUCGGCCUAACAAAGAAAGUUUCAAUUUUGACCAACUGUCUAAGUCUCUCUUAAUUUCUGUCCAACAUUUUUCAUAGUUAUCCUUAAAUAGACUUAGAUUUUUUGCUGUUAUGUUUACCCCUAGGUAUUUUACUUUUUAACCACAUUAAGUUCCGUCUCAUUCUGAAACCGUUCUGACUCUGUCUCAGUCAAAUUUUUUCCCAAAACCUUGGUUUUCUGUUUAUUUAAUUUAAAUCCCGCCACCCGACCAAAGUCAUUAAUCAAUUGUAAUACUCUUUUCGUACUAGGCUCUGGCUUCUGCAAGGUCAAAACCAGGUCAUCUGCAAAAGCUUUUAGUUUAUAUUGUUUCUGACCAACCUGAAUUCCUUCCACCAACUGGUCCCCUCUAAUCAUGUUCAAUAGCACUUCCAGAACCGAAAUAAAUAACAAAGGGGAGAUAGGGCAACCUUGUCGUGUCCCUUUUUCAAUUUUGAACUCUUCUGUAACCACAUUAUUAACUAUCAGUUUAGCUUUCUGUUCUGAAUAUAUCGCCUCAAUCCCAUUCUCAAAACCCCGUCCCACUCCCAUCUCUUUUAAGUUUCCCAUCAUAAAUUUCCAAGAAAUAUUAUCAAAGGCCUUCUCCGCAUCUAUAAAAAUUAAAACUGCUUUUGUAUUUAUAUCAGUUUGGAGAAGUUCCAAGAUAUCAAUAAUGUUCCUUGUGUUAGCAAACAGAUGUCUACCUGGGAGAAAACCGGCCUGGUCCUUAUGAAUUACUUCAUUUAAAACUUUUUUAAAUCUACUUGCCAGAAUAUCUGCAAAUAUUUUGUAAUCCACAUUUAAAAGGGAGAUGGGACGGUAGUUCUUCAGUUGUGUCUUUUCAGCUUCUGACUUUGGUAUCAAUGUGAUAAACGCUUCCUUCCACGAAUCCGGUGCCCUCUUCCCUCCAUAAUUUCAUUGCUAACCUCCAUCAAGGGUUGUAUCAAAUAGUCUUUUAGUGUCUUAUAAUACUUGGAGGUCAGCCCGUCUGGCCCUGGAGAUUUGCCAAGUUGCAUGUUCUGAAUAGCUUGUUCAAUCUCCUGUCGUGUUAUUUUAGAGUUCAGGGUUGUCCUAUUUUCUUGUGACAGUUUAGAUAAUCCAUUUUUUGCCAAAAAUUGUUUAAUCUCGACUUCGUCUUGCGGCCCUUGGGUAUAUAGUUUUUUAAAAUAUCUCUGGAAACACUUUCUAAUGUCCAAAGGAGGCUUCGCUUUCACUGCUGCCGGUGCUAGGGCUCUGGCUGCUGACUGAGCCCUCGCACCUCCAACCUCCAUAGGUUCCGCUCCUCCUCCUGGCGGAGGCGUGGAUUGCGCACGCGCUGCUUCUCUGGGAAGGAAGGAGGAGCCCCUGGCUGGUUCGCGCCCUCCACGCCCUUCGUCCCUGCUCCACGGACGUUCUUCCAGCCGCACCCCCACCGCCAGCGCCCUCUGAACGAUCUCCUGCGUGGUCCGGGUCUCUCCCCUCGCAAUUUCAUCUUUAACCGAGCCGUGCAAUCCCUCCCAAAACAGGUCUCUUACAGGAGCCGAAUCUCUGUCCCAUUCCAGAGCACUGACCAAAGCGAAAAAGCGGGCAUGGUACUGCCUUACGCUGGCCCUCCCUUGCUUCAGUCCAUGUAUCUGCUGCCGAGCAAGAUCCACGUCAAUGCUUGAUAAAAAGCACCCAUCCAUCGCUUUAAUAAAGGCAUCCGCAUUUUGGAGCGCCGGAUCCUUAUCUCUCCACAAAUUGCGCAGCCAUGCUUUAGCAUCUCCAUGCAAAUGGGACAUGAUGAAUCCCACCUUCUCUUGCUCAUCUCUAAAGUCUUUGUUCAGCAGUUGCAGUGCACACAUUACAUCUGCUCUAAAGUUGGGGUACUGUUGCAAAUUCCCAUCGAAGUGAGAGACCAGACCGCCUGUGACCUGGAGAUCCCUGUAGGCGGCAGCUGCGUCCUCCUCUCUCUUCCUGGAUGCAAGAGCCUCGGCAUUCAGUCGUGACACUGCUUCUCUGAGUUCCGCUAUCUGCUGUUCGGCCGUCAUAUUGUCUGCCGUUCGUGAGCUCGCUAGUAGGCACCCGCUUCUCUCCUCUCCGCGAGGCCGUAGAUGCCCACAAUUUAGGAGACGGAGCUUACUGUCAGAGCUGCUUCCAGAUCCUAGCUCACAGAGGAUCACGCUAGCCAGCGAUCAUUAAACAAAAGUCUUUAUUGAGUUACAGUUUCCAUUCUCAAGCUGCUGCGUGCAACUCUACGUCUCAUGCUUAGACCGGCGAAGCUCCGCCUGAGUCUCCGCCCCUUGUACACCAACUUAAUAUCCUAGCCCUGCUCCACCUUUUCCGCCUGACUGUUCUUCUCUGGGUCCCUCUGCCCCCGGGGUCUCUUCCUUCCGGGAUUCCUCUGACGCUGACGCUGACUCCCUGACUCUUCUCCCUCCUUUCGGCGGGCUUUGGGACCUGGCUCCCUUCCGGGCUGCCUACUGCGCCACCUUCCUGUGCAUUUGAACUUGCGCGCGCGCCCAACCUUCCACCUUCCGUCUGACCGUUUCUUCGCUCCCCGAUGGAGGUGUGGCCACCCUGACUCGUGCCCUCCCCUGUUGUGAGUUGCCAGCGCUUGAUCCCUGGCGCCCUUCCUCUUCCCUGCUCUCUGGCGGUGACGUUGGUCCCGAUUUCCAACUGCUCCCUCUGAGUCCCCUCUGGCUCUAUCUUCCUGGGGUGUCCCCCUAGGCUCCCCCCUUGCCCUGGCCACUGGUGCUCCUUUCUGUGAAUCUUCUGAUUCACUGGAAAGACUCGGAGAUCUCGGGUCGUCGUCAUCACUCAUCUUUUCUUCUGCCUCCUCCCCCUCGCUCUCUGUUUCCUCCCUUGCCCUUGCCUCUGCUCCUGAACCCCUGACACCAAUGAAAAGGCUUUAAAAAAUCUAUUCCAAUAAAAGAGAGGUCUUAUGGAACCUGCCCCAUUAAAAGAGGUCACAAGUUCUUGAAACCCUUCAAAUAAGGGUGAAAAGCCCAGGUAAAAAGAAAAAUUUUUGCCAGGUGCCUAAAAAUUAAUCAAAAUGGUGCUAGGUGAUCCUCCCUGGGUGGGACAUUCCCCAUAAGUGGGGAGCUACCACUGAAAAGGACCAUUCUUGUGUUUCCAGCUUCUGACCUCUUGUUGAUGGGGACCAUGGUGAUGGGUCUCAGAUGAUAGUUGCAGAUGACCUUUGUGGGGCACAAGCCUGGGCUGCCCAGAGGACAAGUCCCCACCCUUUCGGCCUUGGUGAUGUGGUGCAAAGGAAAGCAGAGCAAUACAUUUGGCUCUAGCUUGACUGCAGGAAUUGUUGGAAGGAGGCAUACAAGGCGCCAUCCAACCAUCUUAGGGACUCCACUCUGGAAUUGUGUAGGGUUUACUUCUUAGCUUUUUCUUCUCCUGAAGAUGUCCUGAAAGGCAGCAGCUACAGAUUUUUCCUCAGGGUUUGCUCCCAAAGCCUUUCUCAUGAAUCGAGUUUAGCCGCAAAGCAGUGGAGUGUAUAGGAUUACAGUGGUAGAAAAGGCACUCCCAAGUUGAGUUCUCCUUCUCUUCCACAACAUAUUGGAUUAUUUCCUCCAUGUUGUGAUAGCACAUGUUUUCCCCAUUCCUGCUAGUGGCAGCCCAUGGCGUGAAGGGAAAUAGAAUAUCAUGAUUUGGGAUAAGUGAUGCUACAUGUUAGUGGGAAAACACGAUGCAAGGAUGCUGUCUUCAGAAAAGGUCCCCUGACUGCUGUAACCCAUAGUUGUGCUCUUAAAAGCAACAGUUUUCUUGGUUUGUUUUUUCUUGUUUAAAUGAUGGCAGUAUGCAAAACACAUGAUCCAAGCAGCUUUGAACAAAUGGCCUUCAUACCUGAUAAAUGCAAGGUGGCAUGGGGCUGAAUACUGAGGAAGUUUGCUAGGGAUGUUGCAACAUGGCAGAUUAAAAAAUCCUUUAGUGCAGAUUGCCUUUCUGCCUUGGGGAAAGGCUAUUUAGAACAGAGUUUCUACCCUGGAGAAGAUCAGAAUGUGUGAAAGAGAAAAAUGACAAUGCUUGGUUGUGUUUAGCUCAUUGGUUUGGAUUGGGGCAUCAAAAUAGAGACUGGUUUAGUCAAAUUGCAGUUACCAGAGUAUUUUUUGAAAACAGUUGUGAUGCCUGAGGGAUGUCAUCAUGGGUGCAUCAGCUGGUGCUGUCAGACAUUUUCAGCACCUGUACUAGUAUUUCUGAAGGUAUCUGAUUACUGUGGAAACAAAUGCAAUGACCAGGUUUAAUUUUGAAUUGACAUUUCAUACAAAAAUAAAACAAUAGCUGUGAAGGAUCUGCUUUAGCCUGUUAGACAGGAAAUCAUGAGAUUAAUCUAGUACUUGUGUGUAUUUUCUUGGAGGUAAUCUCCAUAGAGCUCAGUCAACCUGACUCUCAUGUAUUGUGCAUAAUAUUGUAGAAUUUAACAAAUAAUUAAGUUAUUAGUAUUAAAGAUAUAAGUAACAAAACAGACUUAAAGCACCUGGGGUUUAUUUAUUAGAACUGAAUUCCAAUUAUCCAGUAAUUAAAAGGUUCCUGUUUGACAGUCCAAGUCACUAUGUUUUCUCCUUCUGCCUAUCCUUUGUAGAUUUGCUUAUGAAUUCUAUAUAUGAUCUGUGUUUGAGAAGAUGUGAUGUAUUUGCACUUAAUUUUUAUUUAUAUUGUAACUGAACUAUGGUGUGAGCAGGCAAUGGCUUAGAUCUCAAGAUCUAUUAGUUAUUUGUGGCUGAGAGGGAUUUGACUUCUGUUUUGGCUUAAAUGUUUCCCCCCACCUGCCAUGGCCUUACAGGAUAUACCAUUUUUAAAAGCGAGAGCAGUUUUAAAAGCAGUUUGUUUGAUAUGGUGUGGCAUCACAAUAACCCUGUAAAUCAUUGUUUUUAAAUGCUACUGGUCCUCUCAGAGCCCUUUGUAUCUCAGCCAGUGUUGCAGCAGAUAGAAAUUGUAGUGUAUUUUACUGUUCCUUCAAGUGCAUUAGAAAUUCUUUUUCUAUCCUGCUUGUGAAAAAUGUGAGGUUUAGCAAUGCUUCUGAGAACAUUGAAGAGGCCCUCCUGGAAACUAUGUCAACUCUCUCAGGAAUAUAGCUAUAAUUUUAUGAAAAAUGCUUCUCACUCCAUAGAGAUAUUGGAGCUUUUGUGCAGGAUUUAAUAGACCAUAAUAUUCCUUUGCCAAAUGGUGGUAAAAUGGUGAUUUUCACUGAAAUUUCAUAGAGAAGGGGUUUUGAAAGCAUUUUUAAAAGUGUCCUUUUGUCUCCAUCUUUGUUACAUUCGUUCUGUUUACGCAAGAACUUUCUAGAGUGGCUUCUAUAUUCAUUUGCAAAGGUGAACAUACUCAAAUAGUUAACAUUUUGUCCUCCAAAUAAUGGAAUAUAAUGGUGUCCGUUUUCUGGGUUUUUGCUUUUAGAAUGUACUAGUUUUUCCACCUGCCUGCACAGUGGGGUUUCUAGAGUCUCUUCUUCCUCCAGGAGAGGAGGACAGUGAUUUAUGGGCUUUGGCGCUGCCUGCAAGGCAGGGAGGGGGAAAAAGUAUGGUCAGAGCCAUCAGAGAUGGAGAUGAGCACACAGGACAUGCCAGAGGAAGAGGCUGUUCAGGGGAAUGACAGCCUAGUCAAAUCCCCACCAUCCCUCGCGCCUCUGUCUCCUAGAGCCAAGAGGGGCCUGAAAAGGGAAGAGCAGCGAGGGCUUCCAUUUAGGAGAAGUCUCAGGUUGCUUGCAUGCACCCCGCCAGAUGAGAGUGCAGAAGUUGGAGGGGAAUGUGGUCCCACUGUUGCAGCAGCUGCUCUGCAGUUACCACUCACUAUACCGACAAGACAUCUUAUCCCCAACCCACCAAUUAUUACAAAGCAAGCUUUUGGUGUAUAAAAACUCAUAGGGUGGAAUACAACAUUGCACUCUUCUCAUUGUUCUAUCUGCGCAAGCACUGCAGCUUGCCAGAUGGAACGAUUCCUCUUCCUCUCCCUGCUUACGUGCUAUUUUAGGGUUGCUCCAAGCCCCCACAAGCCAAUUUUGGGGUGUGGGGGGAGGAAAGCCCCAUUGCGCAAGCGGGCGUCCUUGCACAGAGCUUCCACUGAUGUGACUGGUUAGGUGAAUCCCGCUCAUGGCAGCAAUUAAGCAUAAUUUACAACCAGCCUAUUUAUCCCCCUCCACCUAGGGCAAUCUAGUAUCAAACAAGUGUUAGCAAUUUCACUCCUCCGAUGCUGCAGAUGAGAUUGUUGUAAAUCACAUGCCUGUCUGGGACAAGUGUGGGGAACAGAAGACAGUCUUAUGUCUUCCUCUGUAAUGUACUUUCACUUUUAUUUGUUCUGUUUGUUCUCUCGGAGCUGGAGAGAACGGACGCCAUUAUGCUUUUGUCUGUACAUAAUGUGUAAAUAAAUAGUAAAUUAGCUCUACGAUGUCUCACUCUUCUUGCUGAGGAAGUGCCAGAAGCUUAGUGUGCAUAUAUCAUUCUGGGGAAAAUGGCUUUGGCAGUCCCACCCACCAUUGAACCCAGUGUGUUUUGACUAUACAGUGGUACCUCGGGUUACAUAUGCUUCAGGUUAUAGACUCCGCUAACCCAGAAAUAGUACCUCGGGUUAAGAACUUUGCUUCAGGAUGAGAACAAAAAUCGUACAGCGGCGGCGCAGCAGCAGCAGCAGGAGGCCCCAUUAGCUAAAGUGGUGCUUCAGGUUAAGAACAGUUUCAGGUUAAGAACAGACCUCCAGAACGAAUUCAGUUCUUAACCGAAGGGACCAUUGUACAUUAUUUUGACUUUAGGCGCAAUCCUUGGAAUGUAACCCCUAUGUAAAUUGCGGGCUUCCUGUGAUCUAUACCUGUUCAGUUUCUCAUUUUUAAAGCUAGUAGUUGAUCUUUUAUCAGCAUAAGUGACUGGAUAGGUACUGAAAUAUACACUUUCGUAGCCAAAGCACGAAAUAUGGUUGGUUUAUGCCAAAGGUUAUAUAGUUGAUCAUGGUUCUUGCAAUGUGAGGUUGUGUUGUCAUGAACUUUGAAGAUUAUGUUGUGAAAAUAGUGAGUCAGGAGCUGGAAUUCAUUGACACAUUCCAAACAUGACCUUCUGUUAUCUUGGUAUGUCCUCUCAGAAAGUGUUUAAGAAUCUCUAGAGGCCAUUCCACUUAUGCAACAGCAAACCUAGCUACUAGAAGUUCCUGUUGAUACAUUUGUGCAUUUGUGUGCGCACAUCUGUGAGGUGCAUUUAAAGCUUUAGACUUCCUAUUGUGCCUGGAACAAUAGAAGUUAAAUGCAGCCAGGCUCAUGACAUGAGGCAAAAUUACUGGAAGGUAUAAAUUAAUCUGUAAGGGCAAAAGGAAAAUUGGCAGGUAUUUCUGCGGUAUUGGACAGCACUAAUGAGCUCUGGCUUAGAAUGAAAAGCUUGCACCGGGUGAGAGUUGAAAAAUGUGAAGUAAUUAGGCUUGGCUUUUGUACCACAGGAAAGAAACCAGCAACUAGCAGGGGGAUUUAAUUAUAAAAUACAGAAGGGAAGAAAGAGAUUGAUGUCAGUAAGCUUUGUGUGAUUGUAUUAGACUAAUGGAACAAGAGGUCACUGCCUGAUUUUUGUUUCUGCUUUAGUCUGGACGAAAAAAGUUUUCAAGGGGCUAGUUUAAAUGAAAGUGUAACAGACCUGGAUGUGGGAGUGAUGGAAUACUGUAAUUUAGGAAUGAAACAUGUAUAAUGCAGCCAUAAAAGGUAAAGGGACCCCUGACCAUUAGGUCCAGUCGUGACUGACUCUGGGGUUGUGGCGCUCAUAUUGCUUUAUUGGCCGAGGGAGCUGGCGUACAGCUUCCGGGUCAUGUGGCCAGCAGGACUAAGCCACUUCUGGCGAACCAGAGCAGCGCACGGAAACGCCGUUUACCUUCCCGCCGGAGCGGUACCUAUUUAUCUACUUGCACUUUGACGUGCUUUUGAACUUCUAGGUGGGCAGGAGCUAGGACCGAGCAACGGGAGCUCACCCCAUUGCGGGGAUUUGAACCGCCGACCUUCUGAUCAGCAAGUCCUGGGCUCUGUGGUUUAACCCACAAUGCAGCCAUAGUGGCCUCCAAAUGUUGUUGGACUACAGCUGUCAUCCUCCUUGACCAUUGACCUUCUCGACUGGGCUGAUGGGAGUAGGAGCCUAAUAUCAUCUAGAGGGCACUAGGUAGACAACAUCAACAUCCAUCAACUACACCCACACUCACUUACAGACUCACUGUUAAGACCGUGUUCAUGGAAGACAAUCUUACUUGGCUACGAGUGAUCGCCAAAGAAGAAUAAAGAAGAGUAGGUAGAGAAAGCGCUGUAGUACACAGUUCUGCGAUUAACACCUGAACUAUGUUUUUGGCCUGGCAUUAAUUUCAGUGAAAUAUCCCUGAGUGACCAAGCUUGUAAUUGGACAUCAAAGAGUAGCUCCCACAUACCCUCCUCCCCACCCCCAUCCCGGUUACUUCUAGUAAUAUAAACCACUUGGUCACACCAUUGCUUUUUCCAGCCUGUGCUCAGCUAAUUUAAUGAGGCAGGGAGAUUUGUAGUACAGUGAUGUCGCCUCACAUAUUUUGCAUUACUGGAUAUCUUUUGUGGGGUGGGGAGAGGAGGCAACAGCAUAGGGCUGUUUGUUGGAGGAGGAGGAGCUAUACAUCACCAGUAUCAUCUAGUCUGGCCUGAAACCUGGUGACCAAAUCUUUGCUAGCAAAUCCUCCUGAAUCCUAAGGGUGUGUGCAUUUGUGAUGGGCACAGAGUUACUUGAGGUACAAUAUUAGAUGGUGGCUUCAAGGAUGGCACCUGAUUUGAUGACCGAUCAGGAUGCCUGAUGUGAUUUCCUUGUUGCCAUUGUCUCACCACUGCCUUUCCUUACCCUUCUUCAGGAAGUCAGCCUGAAGACGUGAGGACAAAAAUUGGGCAGGGCAUGCGUCCAUCCUUCUUGGGCGUGUCUGCUUCUAACCUUUUGUUGUUUAGUCAUUUAGUCGUGUCCGACUCUUCGUGACCCCAUGGACCAGAGUACGCCAGGCACUCCUGUCUUCUAACCUUACCUUUCUGCUUUGGGUGGGAAAGUAUGGGAGAGCUUCUAAAUGCAUCCUACCGAUCAUGCCUAGAAGUCCCCUUCCAACCUUUGUGCUAAAGAUGUGAAGGUUGGGUGUGUCGGGGGUAGCAUACACUGAGAUGUUGUAGGUUUAGCUUGCACUGAGCCCCCAACACACGCCUAGCCCUUGUGCGUUCAGACUGAAUCUCUAAAGAGGGCACUUGUAUUGCGGCAUGUAUAACCCCUGUUAUCCAUUUGGUAAAGGUUUUGUAGAUAGCAAUAGUGCUGAUUUACAUUGCUGUACUAGUUAGAAAGACUUAGAUCAGCCUACAGCCCUAGUGCAGCACUGCAGGUUGUAAUGUUGCACUGGUACAGUGGUACCUCGGGUUACAAACACCUCGGGUUACAAACACUUUGGGUUACAGACUCCGCUAACCUGGAAGUAGUAUCUUGGGUUAAGAACUUUGUCCCAGGAUGAGAACAGAAAUCGUGCGGUGGCGGCACAGCGGCAGCGGGAGGCCCCAUUAGCUAAAGUGGUACCUCAGGUUAAGAAUGGUUUCAAGUUAAGAACGGAACUCCAGAAUGAAUUAAGUUCGUAACCAGAGGUACCACUGUACCUAUAGUACCCCAGAGGUACUAUAGCAGUGUCUGUACUCUACUGUAGGCAUUUAUUUUUCAGUGCAGUAGCUCACAGGACCAGAUAGCGAACUUUUUUGUGAAAGCUUUUGUAAAAUGAGUGAGGAGGUAACGUGGUGGAAGUUGGUGCCAUUUUAUCAUUCCUUGGUUGAGUGAGUGAAGUGAUGACCCAAUAAAUCAUUGUGCUUUGGCUGAUAAGCCACCAGGUGCUCAGCUUGUUCCACUGCAUCCACUCUCUAACACUUGCUUAUGUUGCAAAAAAAGAAAAUGGGGAAAUUUAUACAUAUUUUGCACUUAUGCUCAAACUCUGCUUUUAAUAUGGGCCCUGAAUCUUUAAAGUGUUGCAGGAGGACUUAAUUAUGUUUUUGUUGUAAUAGACUAGAUUGGGAAUUCAGUUUUUGCUUGUGUGGUCAGAUAUAACGUUACUUUUCAGAUCUUAGUCCAGCUUUCAGUGAAGAAGCAAUGAUUGUAAUUCUUCUAUUUUUAAAAAGCCAUUAUCGCUAUUCUAAUGCACCAGUGGUCUGACAGAUUAAAGUAACAAAGUUGCAUACUUGCCCAGAAUUAAGAGUACUGUAUUUCACCAAAGUGAAGUUGAUUUUUCUCCUUUUCUCUUAAUUAAGGCAAAAGUAGAUUAUGAAAAAGAAGAGCGACGCAAAGAACUGAAGCGACUGCGAGGGGAGGAUACAUGGAUGCUGUCUGAUGUGAAUGAACGUUUAGAGGAAUUGGGAAAGGUGAUGUUUGUCACACCAACUAAUAAAUACUUGUGAUUAAUGUGUAAUGACUAUGCUAAAGCAGCAUCAUAUAAAAUGAUGCUGUUUUUGGCAUUGCGGUUGUAUUCAUUUGUUCUGUAAAAAGGCUUUCACUUGUUCCUGUUGCAAAGGUAUGCAGAUAGGUAACAAUGGUUUAAAGGCAAAUAUCAAACGUGCUUAACUGUCUGUUUCCUGAUAGGUAACCAACUAAAACUAAAUUAUACCACCUGCUGAAAUUCUCAGUGACUUCAGGAUGAAAAAGAAAGUUUCACUAGAUUUCAAAUUAAAACACCAACAGUAUAAUAAUAGUAAAAACAAUGGAUCAAAAAGUUCUUGGCUAAUGCCAAAACAAGCAUCACUUACAUAAGAGCCUCUCUAUUCAUUAUUGUCUAUUAUAUCUCUGAAGCCAGAGGCAUCUGGGGAAGGCCAUCUGAAGAAGAUAUUAAGGACCAUGUGAUUCAUAUAGGAGAAGAUGGAGGCUUCUUUAAACAGUAGAUUAAUAUUUUAAACAAAUCUUCUGCAAGAUCCUUUUCUGUGAUGGCCCCAUCUUUGGGUAUUUCCAUUUACAGGAUGUAUGUAACUGUUUUUAACUGUUUUUAAAUGGGUUGCUUGUAUAUACCUGCAUGAGCUUUAAGACUGACACCUGAACCCCCAAGAUCUCCUGGAUUGAAGUUUCCCGCUUCAUCGGAACAUAUGUAUAAUUUCUCACAGAAGGCAGCUGUGGACUCUCUUCUAGCUUCUCGUUUAACUUUUCAAAACUGUGUUAAUCUCUGCUAAUCUAAUCUGGGAUACGAUUCAGGAAAUCUCAUCAUAACAAUUUGAAGCUUCUGGAAAAAUGGUUGCACAGCUACAACUUAUAUCAACAUACAGUGGUACCUUGGUUCUCAAACUUAUUCUGUUCCGGAAGUCUGUUCCAAAACCAGAGCGUUCCAAAACCCAAGGCGCGCUUUCCCAUAGAAGAUAAUGCAAAAUGGAUUAAUCCAUUCCAGAUUUUUACGAACAAUCCCUAAAACAGCAAUUUAACAUGAAUUUUACUAUCUAAUGAGACCGUUGAUCCAUAAAAUGAAAGCAAUAAAGAAUGUACUGCAGUCACACAGUCAGUCAAUCAGUAGCUGAACUGGGUUCCACACAGUCGCAAAAACAAAAAGAGCCGCAGAAAUAAAAACGCAAAAUAAAUAGCAAAAGCAGACAGAUCUCAGUGUAACAUUCAAAACGGAAGUGUGUAACUCAAAACGGAGCACAUUUGGCUUCUGAAAAAAGUUCGCAAACCGGAACACUUACUUCCAGGUUUGCAGCGUUCAGGUUCCAAGUUAUUUGAGUACCAAGGCGUUUGAGAACCAAGGUACCACUAUGUAUGUUUAUUUCACAUGUAGAUUCAUAUUGCUAUUUCAUAAAAUAAGGUGUGCCUUAUUACUUCAAGUCUUGUAGCCUGACGUGUUGAUAUUGGUGUUUCUUUAGGAACAUUCUGUUAUCAAAAAGAAGAAAAAGGAGAAGCGUUCAAAAAAACAUAAAAAAGAAAAGAAGAGCAAGAAGCAUAAAGUUGAAAAAAACAAUGAUUCAUCGGAUAGCACCUCUGUAAGUUUUAAUAAUCUGAGUCACCAGUAGGUCGAAAGCUAUUGCCACCAGUAUUUGACAUUGUCGCUCUUAUAUUUUUUAUGUACUUCUAAAGGACAAAUAUGUUGUACGUUUAAAGUACUAUUGCCAGUACAAUACAACAUAAAUCCCUUUUAAAACAAAGAGUGUGGAUUCAGUCUCCGCUGUAACUGGAUAGCAUCUGAAUUAAGGCAAGUGCCAGUACUGGUAGCAUUUUGGUGUCUCCUAAAAACCUUAAUCUCUUGGGCCUUUGCUGGGCAUUGAUACCAGUUGGGUGCAAUAAGCAUAUCUGUUUGGGCUUAAAGUUGCCUGCAAUUUUUUAUUUUGUAAGAAAGUUUUAAUACGAUCUUAAUGUAUUUUUCUACACCAAGAGAGCGCUUUCUCUGUUGUCAUUAUAAAUCCUCUCAAACUCAACACCAGUGGCAGAUACAAUUUGUUCAGCGAAUUGACAGAAAGUUGAGUUCACAGCAGUACAUCAUCGAGUUAGCACUCAUUCCUGCUCACAUUUGCGGGCGUUUCUGGAAGAAGCAGAAAUAAGAGGCAAAUUCCUCACUGUGUCUCUCAUCACAUCUCUGUAGUAGCCUCAGCACAGAUGUCAGUUAGCCAUUAGAUAUGUUGUCCUGCCAGGCAGAAUGAUGAUGGUGGUGCUUUUAGUGGGAUGCUUGGGGAAGGAAAAUAUUUUUUCAAAUUUAUUGCUUCUACUGACGCAUUUUCAGUGGCUGUGAUCUGUACCAUAGUGCUGCUCAGGGGAAACAUCAUACAAAAUUAGAGCAUGUGUUUUGCAUGUGCAAGGUUCUAGGUUCAGUUCUUGGUAUCUCUAGUUAAUGGACCUCAAGUAAGCAGAAGACCAUUGGAGAACUACUGCCAGUCAGACUCCAUUAUAUUUGGCUAGUUUCACCACUGGUUUGACUUUGUGUAAGGCAACUCCUUAUAUCUGAUGGCCAGGAUGCUUUCUCUUAGUCUGUGAAUUUACUUUGAUCUGGUCUUAUUUCAGUGUUUAGGUUCUUCUCAUAUAAAAUCGGGGGUUGAAUCAACAAUGCUGUUAUAUUUGUAGUGUUUUAAUUCAGUACUGUUCACUAUGAAAAUUUUCACAGAUUUUUUAAAAGCCCAUUAAAUAUAAAAUGUAACAUAAAUCAGGAACUAUGGAGAGACCUGGUCUUAAUAGAGAUGUUGGAUUCCUCAUCUGCAUACUAUCCCUUACUUUUUUCUGUAGGACUAAUUGCUGUCAUUAACAGUCAUCAACAGGUUUACCAUACCCAUUGAGUCCAUCACCCAUCUCCUACUAUCCUCCUGAGAAAAACCCCACCCCACCCUCCCACUAUAUAUAAGGGUCUGGUGACUUCUGUUUCAGUGUAUCUGAAGAAGUGUGCAUGCACACGAAAGCUCAUACCAAGAAGAAACUUAGUUGGUCUCUAAGAUGCUACUGGACAUUUUUUUUUAUAAUGUAUUUUGACAUUUUAAAAAACAUCAAUAUAAAACUGUAGCAUCAAAGAUAUGCAAAGCACAAAAACAUAUUCUUAAAACUCGGAAGACUGGGAAAAUUAAAAGGGCUUCACAUGAUAGCAAAAUACUGCAAUUGAGACACCAGGUGAGUCUCUCUAGGGAGGCUAUUCAAUAAUUGUGCUACCCUUGAAAACAUUAUUUCCUCCCAUCUUGCCUCUUUUGGCAGGGACACAUAGAAGAGGGCCUCAGACGAUGGUCUUACGGUCUGCAGGCAUAAAUGGAAAGACAAGAGUCUUCAAGUGACUUGGCCCAAACGGUUUGAUUAGGUUUCUCUCCUGAAUGCCUUCUUAAUUCUGCCCCCAUCUCAUUUAAAAGAAAAGAAUUGAAAUACAGUAUUAAUGUUGCCUUUUCUCUCCUCACCCCCAUUCUAUAGUGCUAUAAACCCAGUUUUGUAAGAAUCAGAUGAUACUGGGAAAACCUGCCUCAUUUUUAAGAGGUCAUUUUAAUACAGGAAAAAUAUACAUACAUCAUUAUUCUUUGAAACAGUGGGUUCAGCGUUCAGUAGUCUGCAAUCUUAUUUAGCAUUGUAUUAAUGGUGAUGGCAUCCAAGCUAAUAAAUUGGUCCUGCUUUUCUUUUUGAAAAAAAUUGCUUUAAUGCAUCUCAGCCAUUCCUGACUCAGACACCUUUUAUCUGCAUGUCUCCUGCUCGUGAAUGCAUGUAAUGCCACCUCAAUUCUAUUAAUCUGAAAUUUCUUUCUACUUCCCUUUUUCUUCAUGACAUAAGGUAGCCCUCUGAAAGUCUGUCACUGUUUCUUUUUUAAACUGGACUGAUUUGAAAGGCAUAAAGACCUUUUCAGUCCUCUACAAAUUUUCUAUUUACACCCCGCCUCCCCAAUUUGUCUUUAGGAUUCAUCGGAGGAAUGGGUGGAGGCUUCAGUUUCACAGUCUUCGAACACAGAAAAGGCCUGGAACGUGAGCAAGAAAGAAUCAGAUGAUUCAGGAAGUCCCAAGGCAGUUCAGGUAAGCACCUGUGGUUAACUGUUCUGAAGUAUUUAGGAUUUCUUUUAAGACUUAAGGCUGAAACAGGUGGUGGUUUUCUUAACUUUCAGGGGAGUGAAGAGUUUUUUUGGAUUGGAGAGUAGGGAUUUUAAUGCUUUUCUUCAUGGCACUCAUCCAGUUUAUAUUAUCCAUCCAGGAGCUGCACUCAAAGAAUAAGGCAGGGAACCCACAUUCUUUUCUCUGCAGCUAUGAGCAGGUUUAAAAGGUGAUGGGUGAUGGUUUAAAUCAAGAAAAUGUCACGGGAGAGCAGAAGGCUCAGUCCCUCCCUUUGGACUACCCCUGAGUUUCUUUCUUUAUUAAUUAAAUUUCUAUCCUGCCCUUUCUCUCAAAGGAGCCUAUGGUCGGUAUAAUUAAAAAUAAAAUACAGACGUGUUUAAAGCAUUUAAAAACAGUUGCACAUUCUCUCAGCUAGCUAGUAAUUUCAAGCUAGCCGCCAAAUGCCUGGUUGAACAGGAAUCAUAGAAUUGUUGAUUGGAAGGGAUCCUGAGGAUCACCAAGUCCAACCCCCUGCAGUCCAGGAAUAUGCAGCUGCCCAUACAGGGAUCAAACCUGCAACCUUCCUGUUAUCAGCACCACACUGUAGCCAGCUGAGCUAUCCAGGUGCUGUUUUUUAAACUUCUUCUGAAUUAAUAAUAUGGGGGACAGGUGUACCUUACCAGGGUGGGUGCUCCACAAAGGGGGGGACUGUCAUGCAAGUGUAAGCUUUUUCUUAGCUGAAUUAUUUUCUGACCAGUUAUAUAUUUAUUAGAGUUAUUUCUAUGCAGUAGAAAAAUAUCUAGUAGCCUAAUUGACUCGAUGCCAACAAAGGUCCGUAUAGUUAAAGCUAUGGUUUUCCCAGUAGCGAUGUAUGGAAGUGAGAGCUGGACCAUAAAGAAGGCUGAUUGCCAAAGAAUUGAUGCUUUUGAAUUAUGGUGCUGGAGGAGACUCUUGAGAGUCCCAUGGAUUGCAAGAAGAUCAAACUGAUCCAUUCUUAAGGAAAUCAGCCCUGAGUGCUCACUGGAAGGACAGAUCCUGAAGCUGAGGCUCCAAUACUUUGGCCACCUCAUGUGAAGAGAAGACUCCCUGGAAAAGACCCUGAUUUUGGGAAAGAUGGAGGGCACAAGGAGAAGGGGACGACAGAGGGCGAGAUGGUUGGACAGUGUUCUCGAAGCUACUAACAUGAGUUUGACCAAACUGCGGGAGGCAGUGGAAGACAGGAGUGCCUGGUGUGCUGUGGUCCAUGGGGUCACGAAGAGUCGGACACGACUAAACAACCAACAACAACUAUCUGCUGUCCAUUCUUGCUCCAGGGUUUUUUUUGGGGGCAUAAUUGCUCUCUAGGUUUCUCUGCUGCUUUAUCAUGUGAACUUUUCACUCAAAGUUUGCUAAUUUAUAUGAAUUUUUAUUCCUCUAGGCACUUGUGGCUAGUGGUUGAUGAUUCUCUUUCUAUAAUUUCAAAUGCUCUUUCUGGCUUCACUGAUCUGGACAGGCUGUAAAGGUUGAGUUUUGACAACUAAGCAAAAAUCUUCAGUCCAGGGGUUCACCCAAGCACUUGUUGGUUUGCAAAUUCACACCAAGUUGAUUCUCUGCAAUUAAAUUUUGCAGUUCAUCCUCAAGAGUUCAUAAUUAAUCAGUUGGUCUAGGAUCUAGGGGUCUUAGUAGACCCCAAGCUUAACAUGAGCCAACAGUGUGAUGCAGCAGUAAAAGAAGCUAAUGCUGUUCUAGGUUGCAUCAACAGAAGUCUAGUGUCCAGAUCAAGGGAAGUAAUGCCACUGUAUUCUGCCGUGGUCAGACCACACCUGGAAUACUGUGUCCAGUUCUGGGCACCACACUUUAUGAAGGAGAUUGACAAGUUGGAAUGUGUUCAGAGGAGGGCAAACAAGAUGAUGAUCUAGGUUCUGGAAACCAAAGAACGGCUAAAAGAGCUGGGUAUGUUUAGCCUGGAAAAGAGGAGACUCAGAGGAGAUAUGAUAGCUGUCUUCAAAUAUCUGAAGGGCUGUCACAAGGAAGAGGGAGCAAGCUUGUUUUCUCCUGCUCCAGAGAGUAGGACUCAAACCAAUGGCUUCAAGUUACAAGAAAGAAGAUUUUGACUAAACAUCAGGAAGAACUUUAUGCUAUAAAGAGCUGUUUGACCAUUGAACAGACUUCCUUGGGAGGUUGUGCAUUAUCCUUCCUUGGUGGUUUUGAAGCAGAGAUUGGGUGGCUAUCUGCCAUCUAGUCCAGCCCCCUGCAAUACAAGAAUAUCAGCCAGCCUCUGCUUCAAAACCUCUGAGAGAGGAAACUGGUUUCCAUAAGAAACUGACACUGCCUUUUGGAGAAGGGAACAAACGCCUUGACUCAGCUAGGGAACAUUCCUGCAGAGCUUGCAAGAUUUUGGAACUCAAGUUAAAAUAUUUGUUUUGGCAAGUUUUAGAGCAGGCUAGGGUUAUUUCAUUCUGUGGUAUGGGUUUUUGAUUCUGAAUUGAUUGCUUUUAUACUUGUUGUGUUGUGAUGCCAAGCUUUUGCAAAAAUUGGAAUGUUAAUUACAGUAACAAGUGGGAGUAAGGGAAGUAUAGAUACUGAAACUCUACCUAAAUGGAACGUUUGCCUAAGGAUGGAGACAGAUCCAAGUUAGCAGCUGGAUUUUAUAUUUUCAGAAUUGGGAGAUCAAUUGUUGCUCCUCCAUUUUUGAAAAUGUAAAUUCCAGUAACUAAUUCAGAUUUGUUGCCAGCGAUCUUUGGGGAAGUUCUAGGUGAAAUACCACACCUGCAUAACAUCUAGUAGACUGUAAUUUGAAUGUCUGCUAUCUCCUCUCACAUUCCAUCUUAAGGUGACCACUAAAUGCACCCUCCAUGGUUUCAACACCAGCCAGCUUUUCUCCUCUUCCCUCUCACAACAUCUUCUGAGAGUCCAAAAAGCUUGCACACAAUUUUGUGACAAGAUUAUUUUCCUAAUAGAGGUAUCGCUGUAAUGUGGAUUUACAUUUUAUUGUAAAUCCAAAUGCAUUCUUGCUGCACCUUCCCUGUUCUGCUUACUUGCUGCCCCCCUCUGUGUCAGGAGUGCAUCAUCUUGUCUGUCUGGUGUGGCAGGUGCUACUGUACAGCUGCCAGUAUCAUCCCAUUCAUUUUAUUUUUGUCCUAGGCUUCUGAAAUUGCUUUUCUUGAAAGGCCUUCAACCCGGCCCUUGACACUGUAGAUACAAUUUUGUGCUUCCAAAUGAAGGCGCAGAUAAAUAUGUACACUAAUUGGAACCACUUAAUGGUCCAUCUGAUGUCUGGGCACAGUUUUGAGUAGCUACGUGUCAUGAAAGCUCUGUAGUGCACCUGUGACCCAUGAUGGAUGAUGCAUCUGCCAAAUUGGCCUGGACACAUACUGAAGCUGUGUGCAAAGAGAGCCAUUUAUUUUUCAGCACUCUUGGGUUUAGGGAUAUGCAAAUUCUCCUGGAGGAAUGAGUUACAAAAUAUAAGACCCAAAUGGAGGAAAUGAAAAAUCCAUAUUAUUAAUCUUGAUAUGAAUUUGCAUAUGUUCUCACUCCCACAUGUACCACCACACAGAAACACACACACACACACACACACACACACACACACACUCACUCACUAUGUUAAAAAGUAUGAAAACAAAGAAUAUUAGAGGAAUCUUGUCUAUAAGACCUUUUAAUGAAAUUCCUAUUUUAUGUGUACCAAAAAAAAGUAUUCAAAGUAUCGACCGAGCAUUCUGAUUUCAACAUCACUAAGUUUGGCUUUGACUCCCAAAAAAAGUCUCAGACUAGGUCAUUACUGAAUUUGAGUUGGUCAUAAUGUGCAAGAAAUUAUCUUGUUUUAUUUACAGAGGGAUGAGUGGAUGUCCUUGGAUUUUAUGUCUGUGAAAACAUUGUCUUCAGCAGCACUGAAGGCUGAAAAGCAAAUGGAAAAAUUACUGGAGAAACAGAAAGCGCAAGAAGAUCAACAGGUAUGUUAGGUUCUUAACUAGUGUAGUGUUAUGAGAAACUAGUAAUAGUGGUAAGCUUAUGGUACUUAUUAGCUGCCUGAAAUAAAAAUUGGAUUUCUUCAAGUAGCAGCCUUCCAUUUUGGGACUUUGGCUGUUUUUUAUUGAACAUUAGCAUCAGGCAUUGCUCUGCAAAAUAAGUCAUUGGUUCUUUGACUAACUUUCAGUAGACAAUUUUGGUUGGCAACCUUUAUACUUCUUAAAAUGUUUAAAACAGCUCCCCACGGGCCCUAAUCAAACUUGUCCAACAAUCCUGAUUAUUUACUUGUUCUAUAUUGGGUUUCCAUUUUGGUGUCUAAAACAUAUCAAUCAUGUGGUAAGAAUAUUAGCAAAGCACUCUAUCAUUUAUAUCAAGAUAGUUUAAGUAAACCAAUUGUUCAUUUACCUUUUAUUUGAAUCUUCGGUACUGCAAAGAAGUGAUUGGAUCACCCCCACCCUUAUUUAAUGCAUUACAGGUUUGAUGAAGCUAAAGCACUCUCCAUUUUCAGUUCAGUUAGGGAAUUUUAUAUUUUCAAAAUGCUAUUGAUAGUUUUGAAUAAAUUAAGAAUCUUUAUUGCUUAAAGUCACAGGCUAUCACAAUAGCAAACAAUCAUUUUGACUCAUUCAAAAAAUAAAUAAAUAAAGGAAACAAAACACACACACACACAGGAAAAAUAGAAAACAGAAAAAUAGUGUUCUCUCCAAUACAGAUCAUAUGUAGAGUAAGGUCUAUAGGUAUUUAAAAGUGCCAUCAAACAAAAGGACAUAUCCCAGCUACCCACUUCCAGGGUUUUUGAAUCCUGGCUCAUAUUUUCUUAGCUGUAAGAGCAAAUUUUGUUUUUUUGGGUGGUAAAGUAAAGUAAAGUUGGGUGGUAAAGUAAAUGUGGCCAGCAUGACUAAGCCGCUUCUGGCGAACCAGAGCAGUGCACAGAAAUGCCGUUUACCUUCCCGCUGGAGCGGUACCUAUUUAUCUCCUUGCACUUUGACGUGCUUUCGAACUGCUAGGUUGGCAGGAGCAGGGACCGAGCAACAGGAGCUCACCCCGUUGCGGGAUUCGAACCGCCGACUUUCUGAUCGGCAAGUCCUAGGCUCUGUGGUUUAACCCACAGUGCCACCCGCGUCCCUAGUGAACACAUAUUUGCCUGCAGGCAAAAUACAUAUCUGGUCCAGGAGGGCUCAAUAUGACAGGCACCAAAGGACACAAUUAAGGAAUUUGUGCCUAUGGUGCUCAUAUAAAAGACCACUUAGUAGCAGUAGUGGCUGGCAGGGUGGUGGGGGUGGGGGUCUCACAACGUCCAAAUAUGGUUUCUGCUUACUGGGAGAGUGAGGGGCAAGAGACCAGGAAGCUUGACACAGUGUGGAUGUGGCAAUGGAGCCUAUCUUCAGUUCCUUCUUACCACACAUGCACCCCCUAACUUCUCCCCCUCUCCCUCCUGGUAAGUAGCAGUGGUGCGUGGUGUUGAGAAGCCGGGAGAGCAACUGGUAGCUGCUACUUAGUAAGUAAGGGAGACAUCCUCAACCUUGCCAGACUUCAUAUUUUUGCAGCUGCAUAGUUUUAAAAGCCAAAGCACAACAUUUAUAAAAAAACUGAUGCUCCGUACAGAAUUAUUUAAGAUGCAGCUAGUAUCGAAGUGCGCUUGAUAUGGGGGUGAAGGGGGCUUCCACAAAGCUGCCGUUGAUUUUGUUGCUGUUUUGUAAACAGGCCAUUCUUUCUGAAAGAGAGCUCAACCCCUACUGGAAAGAUGGAGGCACAGGCUUGCCAACGCAAGAGAGCACAUCAACAAAAGGUAACAUCUUUUUAUUCAAGUUAUAGGGCAGCUCUGUUUCUCUUCUCUGCAACCCCUUAUUCAUGCUAAAAUAAAACUAAAUAUUUGCAUGCAGAUUCUACUACGAUCUCUGGAUUAAAAUCUUAGCACAUAGCCUUGCAGAAUAUAUUUUUAAAACCUUGAGUGGCUUGACCUUCAGUUUGUACAGCGGAAUUCUUCCUUGUGAACUAAUUAAAACAGAAAACCUGAUUGCGUUAGGACAUGAUGAACUGUUGUCAUCUCAUUUGGUCUCUUUCAUUCCAUUACACACAUUGUAGCUUUAAAAUAUUCAGCCGCUGAAGUCUGUGAGUCCCAUUUUCAGUGAAGUGAAAUUGGGAUGCAGUUGGUGAAGAAUAUUAUUUAUGUAACCUUUCCCCCCACUUCACUUCUUCCUCAAGGGUUAUUUUGUCCGUUUGUGGUAAGAGCAGAUGAGGGAAAAAAUGUACUUUUCAACACAUUGUAUCCACUUUAUAAAAUUGUACAAACAGUUGUGUUUUGAAUGGUAGAGAUUGUCGUAUGAAAGUUAUUCCUCUGCCCUUUUAGAAAGACUUAAGAGGAACAAAUCCCAUCUACCUAUUAUACCAUCAAGAUAAAUGUUUCGAUAUUUUGGUUCUGUGUAUGUCCUAUUAAAGAGCCUUCUUUUCUUGGAGGUGAAGAGAGGUGGAAUAAACUACCAAGGUAUCCGUCUGGGGUGGCGGUCUGAGUUAGGGGAGGGUGGUUCCAGUCCUUUGCAGUGGUUCCAGUCAUACUUGGAUAGUCGUUUCCAGAGGGUGAUGCUUGGGGAGUGCUCUUUGACCUCGUGGAAUCCUGAAUGUGGAGUUCUUCCAGGUUCUAUUUAUCCCCCAUGCUGUUUAACAUCUACAUGAAACCGCCGGGUGGGGUAACCUGGAGUUUUGGAGUGCAUUGUCAGCAAUAUGCCAAUGACACACAGCUCUACUUCUCCUUUACAUCUGCAGGUGAGACAGUGGAUGUGCUGGACCGUUGUCUUGCCUUGGUAACGGACUAGAUGAGAGGCACUAAACUCAAGCUCAAUCUAGAUAAGAUUGAGGCACUGUUGGUGGGUGGUUGCCUAGACUGAAUGAAUAGGAGGUUGCCUGCUUUUGAUGGGGUUACACUCCCUCUGAAGGAGUGGGUACGUAAUUUGGGGGUGCUUCUGGAUCCUUGGCUGUUGCUUGAGGCUCAGGUGGUCUCAGGAGUGUAGAGUGCCUUCCAUCAGCUUCGGCUGGUGGCCCAGCGGUGCCCCUAUCUGGACAGGGAUAGCUUAACUUCUGUUGUCAAUGCUCUGGUAACCUCUAGGUUAGAUUACUACAACAUAUUAUACGUAGGGCUGCCUCUGAAGGUGGUUCAGAAAUUUCAACUGGUGCAUAAUUUGGUGGCUGCAGUGUCUGACAGUUAGAUUCUGGUCUGAAUUCAAAGUGCUGGUUUUGACCUAUAAAGCCUUACGCAGUUCAGGACCGAAGUAUCUCAAGGGCCACCACUCUCCAUAUGAACUGAUCUGGACUCUGCAAUCAUCAUCAGAGAUCGUUCCUUGCGUGCCUCCUCUAUAAGAGGUCCGGAGGGUGGCAACACAAGAGGGGGCCUUUUCUGUGGUGGUUCCCCGUUUGUGUAGUCCAAAACAUUUGGAGGGCACCAGGUUGGCAAAGGCUGUGAUAGAGCCAACUACUUCAGACUAAGAACUGCAUUUGGGAAAGUAAGUAAGCAAGGGACAUAUUUUGGCAAUUCAAGUUUAAAUGGUUUAGAUGUACAUCUAUAGAAAGAGGAAUGUAUGAAAUAACCCUCAUGCUUCCGAACCCAAAGGGUGCUCAUCAAUGGUUCCUCUUCAUCCUGGAGAAGAGUGACUAGUGGGGUGCCACAGGGUUCUGUCUUGGGCCCGGUCUUAUUCAACAUCUUUAUCAACGACUUGGAUGAUGGACUCAAGGGCAUCCUGAUCAAAUUUGCAGAUGACACCAAACUGGGAGGGGGGUGGUGGCUAACACCCCAGAGGACAGGAUGACACUUCAAAACGACCUUGACAGAUUAGAGAACUGGGCCAAAACAAACAAGAUGAAUUUUAACAGGAAGAAAUGUAAAGUAUUGCACUUGGGCAAAAAAAAUGAGAGGCACAAAUACAAGAUGGGUGACACCUGGCUUGAGAGCAGUAGAUGUGAAAAGGAUCUAGGAGUCUUGGUUGACCACAAACUUGACAAGAGCCAACAGUGUGACGCGGCAGCUAAAAGCGCCAAUGCAAUUCUGGGCUGCAUCAAUAGGAGUAUAGCAUCUAGAUCAAGGGAAGUAAUAGUGCCACUGUAUUCUGCCCUGGUCAGACCUCACCUGGAGUACUGUGUCCAGUUCUGGGCACCACAGUUCAAGAAGGACACUGACAAACUGGAACGUGUGCAGAGGAGGGCAACCAAAAUGGUCAAAGGCCUGGAAACGAUGCCUUAUGAGGAACGGCUAAGGAGCUGGGCAUGUUUAGCCUGGAGAAGAGGAGGUUAAGGGGUGAUAUGAUAGCCAUGUUCAAAUAUAUAAAAGGAUGUCACAUAGAGGAGGGAGAAAGGUUGUUUUCUGCUGCUCCAGAGAAGCAGACACGGAGCAAUGGAUCCAAACUACAAGAAAGAAGAUUCCACCUAAACAUUAGGAAGAACUUCCUGACAGUAAGAGCUGUUCGACAGUGGAAUUUGCUGCCAAGGAGUGUGGUGGAGUCUCCUUCUUUGGAGGUCUUUAAGCAGAGGCUUGACAACCAUAUGUCAGGAGUGCUCUGAUGGUGUUUCCUGCUUGGCAGGGGGUUGGACUCGAUGGCCCUUGUGGUCUCUUCCAACUCUAUGAUUCUAUGAUUCCUUUAUGAAUGCUGCCUUAUCUGUGAUAAUGAGUUUGCUUUCUAUAGAUUCCCUUUCCACAUUCCCAGUUUCUCAAGCAGAAACUGAAUAACAAUCUUCUUUCGGAGCCUGAUCUCUGAAUUUGCUAGAAUAAUGAUUGGCAAGAAGAUGGGGAGCCUGUUAAUUCUGCUCUCGACACAUUUGAAAUAGGACUAAUAUUAAAGCGAGUUGGGCUGUGUUUCCAAAUAAGUGUAAGAACAUGAGCUCAGAAUGGAGAGCCGUGCCAGUGUGAAGUAUAUUUCUGGCAGAGCUAGCAUAUGUUACGUCUAUGACGCACAACAUAUGUAGUUAGUGAUAAGGUUAUGAUGUUAACUUGUAGUAUGCAAAUAUCCCAAUUAAUUGCUUUCUUUUGUAGUGACAGCAGUCGAAGAUGGUGGGUUAAGUUGGCUGAAGAAAUCCUACCAAAGAAUGAAGGAGCAGUCUGAGAGAGAGAAACGGGAUUUGGAAGAAAUUGUGGCUGAAAGAUAUGGUGUAAGUUCUGGAAGCGUACUAUUUCCCCCUACCAUAAAAUAUUAGUGCAGUGGAAAAACGUUGUUCCCUCGUAAAGCAGCAAUAAGUAAAUCUACCUCGUCUCAAGCAAAAAAGAGGAAAGAAAGAAAGAAAGGGCCAAUGCAAUCCAAUCUUAAUUCAUAUGGUUUCAGUAGAUAUUGAUGUAGAUAUAAAAUUAUAAUUUAUAAUUGGACUCACAAGUAUAGGUCCAGUUCUAUAAAAGUAAGGAAACACUUGGUUUAUGAUAACAUAUAGUUUAUGUUUGGUAGUGUUCACUUCAUGGCUGCUGUCCAGCUGUGUGUACAUUAGUCAGAGUUGUGCAAGUGUAAUCCUGUGCACAGAGUAGUCUAUCUGUUUUGGGCCACACAUUUCCUCCAGUAUCUCUAAAUGGUUUCCAGUGUAUCAAGAUCAGUACAUUGAAAACCAACACUUAGGAUUGAAUCCAGUGCGGCACUAAGUAACCAUCCCAUUAGUGCAAGGAUUUGUGCUUGUGCAAUGUGACCCGCCCCCGCUCCCCAACACUCAGCCAGCUCGCCUGUGUCUGCCCAAAUCUGCUUCCGAGGAUUAGGCAAACGCUCAUAUUAGAGAAACAACCACAUCUGGUGCUGGUGGGUGGAAUAGAGGGGGUGGAAGUCCUAUUGUGCAAGUGUACAUCCUUUCAGUGAUGGGACAAUUACUUAGUGCUGCCUUGGAUGCAAGUCUUAGCAUUGUAGAGGCAGCUCACAGAUAUGGCUAGGAGUGAUAGAGAGACCAAGACGUGAAUCCAGACUUAGAAUGGACCCAUUGAAAUUGAUGGGGUGUAAGUUAGUCAUGACUUGGUCCUUUUGAUUUCAGCUGGGUUUUUUGUAAGCAUAACAGAGUCUGGAUUCAGCCCCAUGGAGUUAGCUUUGGAAUAUCUCCUGUUAAAACCAGUGGGGGGAUUGUUAGCAGACUUAUAUAGCUUGUGUGUCCAUUUCAAACAUAGUUUGUUUAAGAAUGGACCACGCUCUUUUCAUCAUGCAGUUACGUUCUCAAUUGCUGCUUUAUGCUAAAAUGUCAUAUGCUUUCCCUUCUUUAUUGCAGUCAAUGGAGCUAUUUCAGUCAAGACUUGAAGAAGCCGAAAAAGCAGUAGCCCCCCAGAAAGCUUAUUAUAGGAGAGGCUGGCAGAAAUGUAAAUAUUCUAGAAACGAAUGUAGUACAAGACAGGAGGAGGAAAAAGGGGAGCAAGAGCAAAGCAGUAUAGAAAAACGUGCAGUGAAAGAACGACUGGAGGAGAGAUUUAAUAAAGAAUAUUCUCCAGAACAGAGAAGUUACAAGAGAGACAGACCAACAGAAGAUAGAGAAUCGAGGCAUAGCAAUAAAGCCUUUCCCUAUAGAACUGCGAAGGAAUCUUAUCAGAUAAGAAAUUAUGAUAAACCUUUUUCAAGCCCUUUCAAAGCUGCAUUCUUGAAACCUAAUGAUGAUGGGGACCAAGGCAGCAGGCUGCAGAGUCCUGCAUCCCAGUUACUUACUCCUACUUCGAUGAGUCGUGGUUUCAGAAAGCCUGGCUAUAGUGAUGAUGCUACCCCAAGAUGGCGCAAAGCAGAGCCCAAGGAAGAGGAUGCAAGAGCCACCCUGGAUGAAAACCCACUAAAAACUGAAAUGGCUGUUACCCAUAGUGAGAAAGAUUCAAGAAAUAAACAGCAAGAGAUACCAAAAGGUGCAGUUCCAAGAUGGCGCAAAGCACAACCCAAGGAAGAAGAAGCAAGACCCACCCUUGAUGAAAACUUGUUAAAUACUGAAAAGGCUGUUACCAGUAGGGAGAAAGAUUCAAGAGAGAAACAGGAGGAGAUCCCCAGAGGUGCUGUACCAAAAAAGGAGCCACAGGACAGCAAAUCGUCUAUCGGGUAUUUAAUUUAAUUUUAUUUUGUGGGAAGGUAUUGACUGUUUUUGCUUGAGGUUUACUUUUUAGGAUUGCAACCUUUUCGUUGUUGUUGAUCAUCGCUUUUCUGCCUACAUACUGGCUAAGUACAUGUCAUGAGGCUUGUGUAAUUUUAAAGAAAAUAUUUUUUUUUUAAAAAGCUGGUGCUCAAAUCAGCCUGGAAACAACUUCCCGUUUAUCUGGAAGUUCUUCCCCCUAAUUCAUGGAGCUCUGUAGUUACUCAGUGGCAAGAGAAACCUGCACUGCAUUUGCUCAGGGGAACGUUAAUCUGUUUUUCAAAUUCUGUAAGUUGAGAGCUGGCCUCGAAAGCAAAUGAAGUUGGCUUUGAAAGCAAAUGAAGUCUUGCAAUUAAACAAAAGGGUGCCUGAAAUUACGCUCUGUGUGCCUGGUGGGAUUAGGGUUCCCUCUCAGCCCGCCUACCAUCCACACAUAGGGCACAUAUUUGUUGUAGGGACUACAGUCAUACCUCAGGUUAAAUGUGCUUCAGGUUGAGCGUUUUCAGGUUAUGCUCUGCGGCGACCUGGAAGUAACGGAGUACGUUACUUCCGGGUUUUGCCGCUCAUGCAUGUGCAGAUGCUCAAAAUGAUGUCACGCGCAUGCGCGGAAGUGGCGAAUCGCGACCCGCACACGUGCAGACACGGGUUGCGUUCGCUUCAGGAUGCGAAUGGGGCUCCGAAAUGUACCACUGUAUCACUAUUAUAUACCACCCUUCAUCCGAUGAUCACAGGGCAUCUUACAGUAUAAAGCCUAAAGUCAUAAAGGUGCCUGGUUACUUGUAAAGAAAGGAUGGGGGAGAGGACAUGUCAAAGGGGGCACCGGAAAUAAUUUAUUUAGUCCAACAUGCCCCUGAAGAAUCCCUUGAGUUAAUCUGAGUGGAUUUAAACCACUAGCCUCUUAAGACGUGUUCCAAGACUUGAAACACAUUGGACUAAAUCCUGUUCAGUGCUAUUUGGAGGUCUUUUCUGUCUCCUGCCCCCUGGUCCUUAGAUAAAACAUAAGAGAUGUAAAAAGGUUUAGGAGGCACAAAACAAAUAUCGAGGGUAUGAUGCUAGUGGGUGCUGUUCAGCUCUGAACUUUUUCUUUGGGAAAAAUCUACAGAACCUUUUAAGUUAAAAAGCUAUUAGCCUCGGUAUAAACUUUAUCUCUUAGUAGUAUGUUGAUUUCAUUUGUAUGCAGACAACAUGCUUUUCUUUUCAACUUGGAUGGCAAUUGAGUGUGUCUGUACACUGCGAAAUAGUUUUUUGUUUUUUUAGUAUUCUGCCCAAGAGAAGGGAUGUGGAGCAAAGUGUUUUUGAUUCUUCAGGGUGAAUGGCACUACCUAGAUGCGAAGUUGAUGAUACCACUUACUUGAAAUACUUGGAAGACUGAAACACUUUGUGCUACAUUUACGAUGCACAUUUAGACAAACCUGAGCUCAGUGGAUUCACUUUCUAACCUCUUUCUCCCAAGCAUUUGCAUUUCCUGUACAAAGAACUUUUAAGUCUCGAGAAGCACGAACUUCAUAGAAUCAUAGAAUCUUAGAGUUGGAAGGGACCCUGAGGGUCAUCUAGUUCAACCCCCUGCAAUGCAGGAAUCUCAGCUAAAGCAUCCAUUACAGAUGGCCAUCCAACCUCUGUUUAAAAACCUCCAAGGAAGAAGAGUCCACCACUUCUUAUGGGAGUAUGUUCCACUGCUGAACAGCUCUUACUGUCAGAAAGUUUUGCAACUUGAAGCCAUUGGUUCAAGUCCUACCCUCCAGAGCAGGAGAAAACAAGCAUGCUCCCUCCUCCAUGUGACAGCCCUUAAGGUAGUUGAAGAUAGCUAUCAUAUCUCCUCUCAGUCUCCUUUUUUCCAGGCUAAACAUACACAGCUCCUUCAACUGUUCCUCUUAAGGCUUGGCUUCCAGACCCUUGAUCAUCUUGGUUGUCUUCCUCUGCACAUGUUCCAGCUUGUCAACAUCCUUCUUAAAUUGUAUUCCAAGUGUGGUCUGACCAAAGCAUAAUAGAGUGGUACUAUUACUUCCCUUGAUCUGGACACUAUACUUCUGCUGAUGCAGCUUAGAAUUGCUGCUGCAUCACACUGUUGACUCAUGUUAAGCUUGUGGUCCACCAAAACCCCUAGAUCUUUUUCACAUGUACUUCUAGUAAGUCAGGUGUCCUCCACCCUAUAUUUGUGCAUUUGGUUCUUCCUGCCUAGGUGCAGAACCUUACAUUUGUCCCUAUUGAAAUUCAUUUUGUUAGCUUGUGCCCAGUUCUCCAGUCUGUUAUGGUCAUUUUGAAUUCUGAUUCUGUCUUCUUUAGCAUUAACUACCCCUCCCAGUUUGGUGUCAUCUGCAAAUUUGAUGAGCAUCCCCUCAAUUCCUUCAUCCAAUUCAUUUAUAAAGACAUCGAACAACAAUGGGCCUAGGACAACCCUGCGGCACCCCACUUGUCAUUUUUUUCCAGGAUGACGAGGGACCAUUUAUGACUACUCUUUGGGUUUGGUCAAUCAACCAGCUACAAAUCCACCUAACAGUUAGCUUGUUCAACCCACAUUUUAUCAGCUUCCUUGCGAGAAUAUCAUGGGGGACUUUGUCAAAAGCCUUACUGAAAUCAAGACACACUAUGGCCACAGCAUUUCCCUGAUCUACCAAGUUUGUAAUUCCAUCAAAAAAAUAAAUCAGAUUGGUCUGGCAUGACUUAUUUUUGAGAGACUCAUGCUGGGUCUUAGUAAUCACAGCAUCCUUUUCUAAAUUCUCACAGACCAACUGUUGAAUUAUCUGUUCUAGGACCUUCCCUGGUAUCGAUGUCAAGCUCAGCAGUCACUAGUUACCUGGGUUUUCCUUUCCCCCAUUUUUGAAGAUGGGGACAACAUUUGCCCACCUCCAGUCUGUAGGGACCUCACCUGUUCUCCAAGAAUUCUCAAAGAUAAUAGACAAUGGCUCUGAAAUUACAUCUGCAAGCUCCUUUAUUACCCUUGGAUGCAGCUCAUCAAGUCAUUUAAAGUAGCUUGAUGUUCCCUUACUAUCUCUUUUCUUAUCUUGGGCUGCAGCUCCCUCCUUACAUCAUUUAUUUUUCUGUCCUAGCUCCUCCCAGCUCCUCCCAGAAUCUACGUCUCCUCCCAGAAUCAGUGUCCAAGGUUGAGAGCAUGGAAGCAAUUUUGCAACUCUAAUGACAAAGUGUGUUUUGUGAAUCCUACUUCUGUGCAUCACGUUCCUCCAGGGGUUAGAUUCUUGCAAUGGGUGAUCUUUCUCCACCCUGGGGACACCCAAACUAUCUUGGUGCUCAGUCUCAGCCAACUCAGCUCUAUCAAGUAUCUCUGCGUGUUGUCCUGGUGCUUGAGGUGUAGCUAGGCAGGACUCAGGUUGCUGCACCUUCACUUCCAGCAAGACAACCAGCUUGCACUUGCUACAAGUGUACCGUUGCUUGUUCUCUGUCAGAAGGACAAACAUGGCACAAGUGUUACAGGUCACUGCAGCAGCUCCCUCGCCUUCCAUGUCUCUGGUCGUAUGCACACCAAGAGACAGAAAUCUGGGCCUCCCCCGCUAAACGCCCUUGCAGACGCCCCUGUUUGUGAGGUCUGUUUGUGAGCUCCCAGGAUCUGCCCUGAGCAAAGUUUGCUGCUGAUUGCUAACUCCUCCCUCAGCCUGGGAGUUAGGAGUACAACUUGCGAUGUAUUGGGUAGCCCACUAGAAAUGCAUUGGAUUUGGCCUCGAGGCAUUGGCAAAAAUGAUGUGUCCUUGCUUAAAUUUAAUUACAGAAUUAAGUUUAAGGUGCUACCCAGUAGACUUUUUCAUGUGCUAUUUUGAGGCAAGGGCAAGGAGAAGGUUAUAAUACAGUGGAAAUGAAAGGCACGGUUAAAAAAAUAUCAAGCCACUGUAGAGCCAUUAACUAGAGCCAGUUAGCAAUUCUUCUAAAGAAAGAAUUUCUUUAGUCUCAAAUAGCUGUGGAAUUGUAAUUGAAGGGGUCGGAUUUGGAAGAGAACCUCUAAAGAUGUUUCUCCCAUGACUUGGAGCUACUAAAAUGUGCAUUAAAUGUUCUCAUUAAGUUCAUCUUUGAACAAAGUAGCCUCUCUUUAUAACGAGGAGGAGAGACAAAUAUUGAUUCAGUUGUCUUUAAGUUUCAAUUAAAUAUUUAGAAGCCUUAAUUAGCUCCCCAUUAAUUUUCUUCUUAAAGCUGCUUUCAUCUUUAUGAAGUCCUGCAGCCAAAAACAUUAAGAAAAGGGUAGUGGCGUGGGGGGAAUGGGAAGAAAAAGUCAUGAGCUUGGUGCUCUAAUGUGUGCAGAUAUCAACCACACAUGUUUCUGUAAUACUACAAGAGUAUAAAAAUCUGAUACAGUAACACAUCGCACAAUGAUUACUUUAUUAAUGAAUUGUGAUAAGGGGGUGGCUUACAUUGUUAAGGGCUUAUAAAAUCCACUUCUUUUCUAAAUAAUGUUUUAUAUCUGGAGAAGCAGUUCUUUCUAAACUUGAAUAAAAUACCAAGUCAGAAUUGCUUUACUAGGGGAUGACUCAUUUACUUGGUGAUUCUUCACUGCUGUCAUGGGUCUAACAGAUAAUUAGCAGAUACUUUCUUAUCAAUUAAUUUACAGAAUUUUACGAUAGCAUUGUAAACAAAUAAAGAUCAACGAUGUAGGUAUAGUAAUAGAAGAAAAGAAAAGCAAAGUUACUUUGUCUAUAAAAACGUUCUCAACUUUGCAUUGGCCUUAGUGAAUGGGGGUGCAUGUGUUGAUUAUGUUUUCUCUAUUUCUCCUCUUCUGUAUGCUGAAUGGCUUAUGUGUGUUGGACCAGGUCUGUUUCAGAAGAUGAAAAGCCCCAAAUUCUUAGUGAUGAGGAGAUGAACAAAUUGGGAGCCAAGAUUGUAAAAGCAGAAUUGAUGGGAAACAAGGUAUGUAGGACAAGAGUAUUGAGUAUUGCUUAAUGUAUGUUCAGACUGAAGCACUGAGAGUUGAACCGUAUACUAAUAAAGAGAGAUCUUUGUUCAAAGCAUCUGGGAGCCCUGAAGCCAUUGGAUAAUUAAGCCCAUUUACCAAAAUGUACAUUUAAUUCCUUCAGUGGGUUUCACUGAUUUGCCUUUGGUACACAUAGCAGCCAGAAGUUAAAGUUCUUGAUGCUUGUAGUAAGGACUGUUGACUGCUGUAAGGUGAUUCUUGAAAAGUGGCAUAUAUAAAAAUGAAAAUCUGUAUAUGGUGCAUUUGGUAUUGAUAGUGAAGCAAAAUUCAACAAUAUUUGUUCUCUUUAAAGGAUUUAGCAGGAAAACUUCAGACCCAGCUUGACAAUGCACGCAGGCUGAAAGAAAGCGGAGCACAGACUCAAGCUAGAAAGUUUGAGAAGGAGGUAAGGAAACCAUGUCCUGUAUGUGUUUUGGAGUCUGGAACAAAAGCAGCAGUGACUGAAUUGCAGCACCUAGAGCUGUGGUGUCGUUGAAUAUGGUUUGUUAGCAUUGGCAGAGAGUACCUACAAAACAAUCAGGAACCAAUGCUGUGUGCUAAAAUAUUAUCUUCUGGAGGGAAGCUGUGAAAAUCUUUAAGACACAGUUGAGCACAGCAAAUGCCAUGUUCAACUAAGUUUAUACAUUCAGUGGAGAAGGGAUGUGGCUCAGCUGUAGAGCCUCUGCUUUGCAUAUCGAAGGUCCCAGGUUUAAUCCCUGGCGUCUCCAGGUAGGGCCGGGAAAGGCUUCCUCUCCGAAACCCUGGGGAGCCACUGCCAGUCAGUGUAGACAACUCUGAGAUGGACCCAAGAAUCUGAAUUGGUAUACUAUACUCCUAAUCUGCAUGAGUGUUUGCAUAUCUUGUACAUUGGGGGAUAAAUGUUGCUGCUGCUACUAUGCCAUUAGUGUAUAUGGAGCCCCACAGAGUAGCAUAAGCCAAAGACAAGUUCCUGCCUGAGGAGCUUACAGUCUAAAUGUAGGCAGUGGUGGGAAGGAAGAGGUAGGAUAAUGAAGCGAAGGAUGAAUGUGAGCAAGUAUGGUUUCACAUACGGUACUUAGGCUUCAUGCCAGCUGAUGAGGAGGACUAAAGAGGUUAAGCCAAAAGGCCUUAGCUAAAUAAGUGGCUUUUAUGCUGAAGUCUGAAGGAGGAGAGAUAGAGAGGUAGCACCACCUUAGUAUUAUGAGUUCAAGGUUUGGGAAUAUCCAGCUGCAAGAAGAUUGGAUGGAGUCUUCUGAAAGAUCAGGAGACCAGUUUCUCUCUGAGAAUCUGAGAGAUUUGUGGCUUACGGCUUGGAUACAAAGAGCUACACUAGUAAUACAGUCGUUGACUCCUCCACUCUCUGAUGCCUUGCUUUGCAGCCUCAUUUUUAAAAAUUUACUUUUGUCUUCUAUAAUUGCUGUGUGUCAAAUUUUCUUUAGAACAAGAUUUGUAACUAUUUGAAGUUAAUUUGAGGAUUCGAAUGUUAAGUCAGGGAGCGUAAUUCAACCUCUUUGGUAUCGCUGGAUAUUUGUGCAACAUUGUGAUUCGUAAUUAACAGUUCACAAACUUGGGCAUUUAUAAUUAGCAAAAAUCUUUCUUUGUCCCCAUUCUGUUACACAAAUGCUUAACUAAUGGCAGUCUUAAGUAAAUUAGGCACCAUCUUAGGGAAAAUGCAUUUUUCUCCUUCUCCUGUAAGCAUUAAGGCCUGGAGAUUGCAUCUGGCUGGCAGGUUGCUUAUCCAGAGCUCAAUCUGAUGACUCCUGGAUGCAUCCCCAGGGAAUGGUGAUAUUCCUCAACAGCUCUGGCCUACUGGCUCUCUGUUUAAUAGCAAACAUUCAUCCCACGUCCCACUCAAAACCACCACUAUCUUGAUUUCUUCGAUUGUGGCAUAUUGUGGUCUUUGGUUAGGAAGAGCUGUAGGCUGAUGAUACAUGUAGUGGAAUUAAUAAUAUUCUACAGUGCCUUUGCUUCCAUUAUUUCAGUAGUCAUAGAGAUAGGUCAAGUCUUGCGUUGGAGAGGAGUGAUUGUAUCAGGCUUGAUUAAUUUGUUUAUAUGCUCAGCUAUGAUAUAUUUGUUUUAAUAAAGAUACUUGAUAGAGGAGUGUGAUCCACGGUUUGUAAUAGCUCUGUCUCAUUCUUUGUCCCUAACAUUCUUCUUAGCAGUGCACUAUUUGGUUGACAUAAUUUUUUUCAAAGGAGUUUUAACCUUCCCACCUCCAAAGAUUUCAGUUAGUUUUAUGGUAAAGGUAAAGGUAAAGGGACCCCUGACCAUUAGGUCCAGUUGUGACCGACUCUGGGGUUGCGGCGCUCAUCUCGCUUUAUUGGCCAAGGGAGCCAGCGUUUGUCCGCAGACAGCUUCUGGGUCAUGUGGCUAGCAUGACUAAGCCACUUCUGGUGAACCAGAGCAGCGCACGGAAAUGCCCGUUUACCUUCCCGCCGGAGUGGUACCUAUUUAUCUACUUGCACUUUGACGUGCUUUCGAACUGCUAGGUUGGCAGGAGCAGGGACCGAGCAACGGGGGCUCACCCUGUCAUGGGGAUUCGAACCGCCGACCUUCUGAUCGGCAAGUCCUAGGCUCUGUGGUUUAACCCACAGCACCACCUGCAUCCCUAUGGUAUACUUUUUAUGGUAUACCUUUUAUGGUAUACCCUAUAGUAUACCUUUUAUGGUAGAUUAAGCUUUUAAAUAUUUCGCUGUAUUGGUAAGGUGCCUAUGCUUUUCCUUGUUACGAUGUUCCCUGUCAAAAGUAAGCAUUUUAAAAUUGUUGAAUCUUCAAAGAAGCAGUAGGAAUGCGAGCAAACUGAACUAAAUAAAUGUCCAUGCGUAAGCUAGAAGGAAAAACUAAUUGGCAGUCUAGGACACCUUGAUCAGAUUUCCUGCAUUCACACCUCUAAAGUAUGUCAGUAUCUGACAUCAACCUAAACUUCACAUUGUAGACCUGUAAUCAUAAAUCAACAUCCUGGUUUCAGUGUUGUUAGCUCAAGAGCUUUAAGGCAAGAAAUACUAAUUUUGCUUUCAAGACUGCUGGAUCGACUGGAAUUCAUUUGUUAUGCAGAAGUUCUCCUUAGGAUUACACAUAAAUGCACACAUGCAAAAAAAUCAAAUUAGUUAAAUAAAAGUAGCUUUUGACCUCCCAAGUCUACCCAGUUAUAAUACAGAAAUUCCUGUGACAAUUCUUCUGUAGUUUUUUUAAAGCUGGCUAGUUCAGUGAUGUAUAGUUUUAAACAGCCAGUCUUUCCUUUUAUUUUUGGCAUUCAAAUAACAAAAGCAAAUCUCUUCACUCCAAUGGGAUUGUUUCAGAUAGUUCUUUAAUAAUGACGCAUGAGCCGUAAGAAGGAAAUUAACUGAAUGCAAGCCAAAAACAGAAUUUCCGGUAAAGUUUCCUUGGAAUCCUUAAGAGAAUAUUUAUUUGUUUUCCCCAUUUUUGUUUAAAAAUAUAUGCUUCUUUUCAAGUAAGAACACUCAGAGCUUGCAGUAGCUGUUUCAGAGUGUAUUUGCUCUGAUAUCUUAACAGGAUUAGUAAUUCGACUAUGGCGUUGACAGUUUUGUAAAAUUCUGGGUAUGUUUUGAAAGUUGAUUGUACACAAGAAGUAUUUGAAAUUUACCUUCAAGAUUGAAAUCAUCUGCUGCCCCUUGAGCAUGGUACCAAAUUGAAAAAUCAACUUAAUGCAGAUUUGUGGUGUUCCAAGGCUGAAUUACAGUUUCAAAAUUUCUGUUGAUUGUUCUCUCUUUCCUGAUGAAUUGUGUAGUUCUCCUCAUCUUUAGGGACCACUGUAGAUAUAAUGAUUUGAGCAUUACCUCCCUGGAAUAAAUUCACUUCCUCCCACGUUAAGAGAAUCUAAGGGACAGGCUGCCACACACAUUAAUCACAGUUAAUUAAAAUGCAGUUCUAUGCACGCUUUCAAUAAUAGUUCUUAUUGAAUCCAGUAGGGCUUACUUUGUAAAUAUGCAUAGGCUUGACUAGUUAACCAGCUUCAAAUGCCGGUUAAUUUGGGGGACUUGGUUAGAUUUAACCAGUGCUAUUUUUCUAGAAAAAGAGGUGCUGGAACUCACCAUGAACACCUCCCUUGUUCUCUUAGAAUGGCAAUGGUGUCUACCUGAGAGGUGCCGGAACUGAGUUCCUGUGAGUUCCUUCUGAAAAAAGCCCUGGAUUUAACACUGGUUAAUGUAACCCUUGCAUUGCCUAACUGGGUGGGUCUGGAGGAGGGAAUUUGGGGAGGGAGCAUGCAGUCCUUCAGCGCACUCCUAAUUUCUUAAAUAUGCUGAUAAGAUCCUUCCUUCUUAUGUCUGCAACAGCCCUAAAUGUCCUUUGUGCCUCCCUGAGCAGUUUAAACAUCUGCCUCUUCUACUUUUAGAAGCUACUAAUGCAGCAAAAAUAAUAAUGAGCAUGUCCCCCCCCGCCCCCCCAAUUCAUGCUCAUGUUGUCAAGGUCAAUGUCACCUUGUGAAACAUGGACAUUUAAUUUCAAGACACAAUAAAUGACUUCCUCCAGGCUAAGGCCGGAACCAACAACAGGAGACGCAACUAUUAUAGCUAAAUGGGGCACAGGUUCUGAUCCAAAUAAUGCUGUAAUUAGUGUGGUUUUAUAUUCAAUAUCCUGUUGAUGUUGGGAGGAAAUGACAGGAGCAAUUACAAAAUUAAACAUCCUAGAAGGUGCACAAAGUUGAUACAGGCACUGUAAUAGAGGCUUGGGUUAAAUACACAGCACAAACUGAAAAAGUCAAGCUGUCGAGUAGAGGCAUAGAAAGCUUGCUUAAAAUGGAAGAAGCAAAAGCAGGUGAGCUGUGCCUGCAAGCAUGACAAAAUGCAUAAUAAGGCAGGCAAACUCUGAAAUUUGACAAGUGACAUGUCAGAGAUAUACUAGUAAGAAUACAGUUCGUUUUAUGAAUCUGCCAGAGACCUCUGGGGACUAAGCCAUCUUAGGAAAAGAUAAAAUACAUCAUAUAUAUUUGUACCGCGGCAGAGAAUACGCUGUUCAGGAUCUUCAUAGCAACAAUGUGUUCUUAUUGCAGACAUUAACAAGAAAAAUUUAUGCCAGAGAUUUUAUUACAGGUGAUUAAAUCUUGAAUGUUUUUCAGAAAUUGCACCACAAGUAUAAGAAAUGACAUUGUGAACAGUUUGUCAGUAGUACUGGUAGUUAAUGGCAGAGGCAAAAUUGGUCAGAUUCUCUUUCUUUCCAUGUCUCUAAAUUUUGGGUUGCUUUUAGACAAUCCCUUCUUGUAGUUGUCCCUGCUUUCAGUCAGUCCCUAAUAUUCAUUGAAGAGUCCUGGGCUAGGAGGAGGAGAGCCUCUAGAAUAGGUUCUGUGCCAAAUGAACUGCCAGCCAGCUCUUUUAUGAACUUUCCCAGUCAAGAUUAUUGUUCGAACAUAUGCUCAGAAUAAUGCCACCACCUUCACAGAUGGAUAGAGGCAAGACAGGGCCUUUCAGGACAUAAAGCACCAUCAUGGAACUUUCUGCCAGAUUACUAGACUCAGUUGGCAUAGACAACCAAUAACAUGGUUCGUUUUAGUGGGCCUUGCUGCAGCUGUUUCGUCGACAUGUUGGUUGACUUUAAUCUGCUUAAUUUUGUUGCAUUUUCAUAUUUGUGUUUUUUAUGUUGGGAAUCUUUGAAGCCGAGAGGCAGGAUGCCAAUAUUUUACAUAGGUAAUAUGGUUGAAAGGAGAGAUUAUUAUAAUGCCAUUUUUACUCCUCUCUGGAGGCACUUCUUGAAACUAUGGGUUGUCUGCAAAACAAUGUCAGUGGAGUUCCCCUGGGGAAGCAGCACUUACGUUUCCUCUUCUCCCCCUGCUUGCCCCCCAAGCUUUCUCCAGUGGGUUCCCCAUCCCCCCAUCUGAUCUUAAGGGUAUGUUAAGGGACUGCAGUGGAGAGGAGAGGAGGGAAAAGUUCUGUUCCAUUAGUGAAAGUCUCUUCCUUUGAGGUUGUUCUCAGCCCUCCUGGCCUUCCAGUGCUGUGUGUAAACUUCUCUUUUUAUUUGUCUCAAAUGGAUUUUGUUCGUUUUGCUUGUUUUGCUGCUGUCGGUUCUCCUGAUAUGUUUGCCUCUCUGCUGUUUUAGCCAUUUUUUAACACCAUCUUUAAUUUUCCCCCCUAGCUGUUUUGGAUAUUUGUUUUGAACACGAACGUAAGACAUAAGGUUUUUGAAAUAAAGAUAGUUUAAAGAUAGUUUAUUUGAAAUAAAGAUAGCUCAAGAGCUUAAGCAUACCUAGUGGAAUUUAUUUUAUAUUGUAUUGUAUUGUACAGUAUUGUACUGUAUUUUUCCUGGUAGAUCUCUUCCCUCUGCCCUGCCCCGUUGUAUGGCAUACUCCUUUUAAGACUAUCCUAAAAGAGGUUUGAUGUACAUCAUGGGACAUUGCUGGGAGAAUAAUAGCCCAAAGUUCCCUUGGGCAUGUGAAACAAGUCAGAGGGUUCUUUGGAUCCUGACUACACUUGAAAUAAAACAGCAUUAUGUGCUAAGCCAUGACACUCUGCCCUCAACAUUUCUUGAGAAGUAGGAACGGAAUUCGCCCAAUAACCCAAUCAGUGGAAGGCCUUUGCAAAGACCUCUGCUUGGGCAGUGGGCAUUUAUUGCUCUCCUGCCCCUGCACCCUCCCAAAUUGACUCUGGACAGGGUCAGGGGAACCCCCAGAACAGCAUUGGGGGAGAAGAGGGGUUCUCAUUCCAUCUGUCAGGCUGCAAGGCUUGUGAAGACAGAACAUUCAUCGAAGCGCAAAGUUCGGUUCCCCCCUAGGUUUUUUAACCACUUUAAUCAAAGAUAAAUUGGAAACAUUUCUAAAUAUUAUACCCAGGAAAAUAGUAUUGUUUGUCAGAACUAAUGAGAUUUUGCAUCCUUGGGGUUUAGUAAUGAGAUAAGUGCAUGUAAUGCAGGCAGCCUCCUACAGAAACUUGGAUGAUAGCAUGCAUUUAGUAACAGAUGGGUUGUGGCCUGAAUACCCAGUUGCAAAUGUUUUCCAACUCAUCAUAAUUUUUAAUACCUGCCAGUUCUUUUGCUUGAAUUUUUCAACUGAAAAAUGCAUUUCUCCCCAAAGUCCUUUAGUUAGAUUACAUUUGCUUUCCACACUGCUAUUUGGUUCUCUUAUUUAUGCAGAGUGAGCUUAAAGAAUGUGCAUUUACGAAAACCAGAAAUAACUGUCAGCUACAACGCGAAUUGCUCAGCUAAGUGAUCUGUACCAAGGACAAGAUAAGACAGAUAAAACUCGCCUCUGGAAAAUACAUAAGCCAGCCAUUCAACAAGAACAGUCUUGUUUCUUAGUUAAGCAACACAUUUGGUGAAUUACCACUGCGUUUGUGCACAUACAGAUUUUUCACUAACGUUUAUUUGGGUUUUUUUAAGGGCAGUAUUAGGGGAAGAACAAUACUUAUCUUUUAGAAAAUGAGAAGAGAGGGGGAGUAGACACAGCAUCAGUUUCUGUUUUAUGCUGCCACUAUUAGAAACAGAUGGCUUGUAAUGUUUGGCUUCUGAUAGCUGUAUUUUUUGUUUAUUUGGCACCUCUCUGUGUCGGGGGCUUUGCUUCCCUCUGAUCUGCAGGCAGCCCAAUUUGCCUAGCAUUGGCUGAGGCCAAUGCAACCAUUUAUUUAAAAAGCUCACUUACCUGUAAGCCCCGCUCAGCUCAGUGACACUUAUGUAGGAGUAAACAAAAACAUGGACUUGAUCAGUUAGAUUAUAAGUCUGCUAUCUUUCAAAAAGUGAGAGCAGGCUAAGUAUGAAAUAAAAAAUUAUCAACAACACACAGUUCAUGAAUAUUAUAGAGUGGUAGAACUAGAAACUCACUGUUAGGUGCCCUUUAAGGUUUUAGUUUUCUGUAGCUUAGCAGUUCCCUCCAUAGAGUUGCAAGUUAAGCUAUGGAAGAAGUCAGUUGCUGGUAUCUAGAAAUGGGUUGCUUCGCUAAUCAUUCUCAAAACUGAUCUUGACUACAACAGUAAUUUUUUUUGGGGGGGGGGCUGAACAUCUCCAAGGAGCCUGAGUUGCUCACAGCCAAUAUUGGAGGGCUCCAACCCACACUGCCUUUCUCUUCUGGGGCUCCUAAAAAGAUUAAGGGCUGCCCUAGACAUUGUAUUAAAUGCAAUGAAAGGCUUAAUACUCCCAUUCGUCACAGUCCUCACCACCUCUUGGCUGUUACUUAGAAGGACAAAACUAGACACGUUAAAUUAAAUCACAUGUUAAAUAUCACGCCAGCUUUAGACCUAAGAACUGCUUAUCUUCAGAGUAUAUAUAUUUCACAGUUACUGCAUGAGUCACUGUUCUGAGCAUGCUUCCUAAGGGGAAGGUGUUAAGUUCAGAGUUCAUGUAGAAAAGCAAAGAGCAGCAUCUGCCCUUGUGUCCUGCAAAUCUGUAUUGGGAAUGAUUCUACCAUUUAAAUCUUACUUGAUGCACAGAGACUGCUGAAUUACCUGAUCCCAGUGGAAGUUGAUUGGAAAGAGGGCAAGGCCAGGGCAGUGAGUCAUGCAGGGAUGUAGUAGGCAAUCUUCUCUGGGUGUGUGGUUCUUCAGUUUUACAGGCUCACAGCCUUAUUUAACCAUAUGACAGGUUGGCUGUGUUUCAGUGAACAAAAGCAAAAUGUCAUAGAACACUAUUACAUUUUAUGAACCACAGGAAGGGCUUGUUCAAGAGUAUGGUUCCUAGACAAUAAUAUCAUACUACUCUUGAAAAUCAUUGUAAAGUCUUAAAAAGUUAUUAAAGUAGAUAAUUUCCACAGUAUUACUUUUUGGUUUUGUACAGAAGCUCUGAGCAAAAAUUUAGUGUGUUCAUCCUGUCUAAAUGAGUACCGUUAAAUUUGGCAGGUUGAACGCUCAUAAUCCAAAAUUAUAUUAUUUCAUAAAAGGCAUCAGUUUUUCACUGCUUGUUUCCCUCAUUUCAGAGAGUGCAAAUAUUUGAGGGCUACAAAACCAUGUGUACAAAACCAUUUUCAAAAUCUAAACUAUAUGUUAACUAAACAUUAAUUGGGUACAUCCCUGUUUCUGUGUUGAUAAAAUUAGAGAUGCUUGAGUUUUGAAAAUCCAUUAAGAAGGAAGCUCAUCAGUAUAACAGUAUGUGUAAUUGGUGUUCUAAGGUUCAUUAGUCAAUAGUCUCCAAAACGUAAGGAAAACACUUUCAUGAAACUAAUUACACAGUUUAAGAUGAGUAAUUAAGCUAUAUUCCUUAGAUGAAGAUGUUUGGCUUUUAGCCAAUGCAUCUGGGGUGUGUGGAAGUUCUUUCAAUUAACUGCACAGUUUGUAAUAUGUGCAUAUUUAAGUACAUUUAGCUGAUGGGAGCCUGACAGCUGAGGUUGCCUAUCUGGGUAGCAACUACUCCUGUUCUCUUUCACCAUUCAGACAUUUGGUCUUGAUGCUGUUGAUAUUACUAUUAUUACUGAACUGGUGGGUUUACAUCUUUGGCCAUUAAUGUUUUAUGUUCUUUCAUAUGGCGAUUACUAUUGACUUCCCCUCUACUUCUUUAACUGAUGGCUAGAUUGUUAAUUGUGCUGUUUCAGAUUUUGUAAGUUUCUCAAAGGCUGUAGAAAUCUUUUCUACAAAAUGUCUGGCCUAAGGAAAGACUUCAGAGCCUAGUGGUAAUUCCUACUCACCAAAUGAACCCAGACCAGCAACUAUUUCUAAGGCUGCUUUUGAAGUAGGAUGCAGAGUUUUGGUCAAGCGGUUCAGACACCAUAGAUUUGCUUGAGAAAAAGAGAGAAGGGUUUAAACUAAACCAACAAAAGUGAAAAGUAGCUUAAGUUAGUGGAAUUGCUGUAGCUGCAAUGCCAACCAGAGUUUGUAAAGCUAGUACUGAGAUCCUAGACUAUUUUUGUCACAACCUGACUGACUGCAGAUAUCAUUGAUAAAGACCGGUUGUUACCCAUUUGCAGGCAUGAAACUGUCUAAUUUAUUUAUUUAUAAAUUUUAUCUGUAAGCCGCCAUGAGUCCCUGUCUGGUUAAAAAGGCGGGGUAUAUAAAUAAGUAUCUAAUAAUAAAUGUAUUUAUAAAUGCUAAAUCACAAAACAUUUCGAAGUGGCUCACAACACUAAAAUGAUAACUAGGUCUGCAGAGGCCUGGCAGAAUAAAAAAGGUUUUGAAUAGGCAUUUAGAUGUUGGCACAGAAGGCGCCUGCUGUUCAACAAAAGUUCCCCUGUAGUCGCAGCCCCUGGCAGGAAUGGUUUGGCUAGUCAGGAUCAGGCUCUUUGUAGGGAUCGUAGAGGGGAGAGACUUUUCAGGAGGGAGGGAAGAGAAAACAAACUACCUUUUCACUUCCCUGCAAUAUUCCACAAGUAUUCUACAUAGUGCAAAAGUGUAUGUGUUUAUAUUUUGCUCCUCUCAGAAAUGUUUUAUUUCUGUAUAGCUUGGCGGGGAGUAUUCUGGAGAGUGGGAAAAGGAAAAGGUACACCUUUCCCAUCUCCUCCAUUAUAUAUCUUCCACUUAAAGUACAGGUAGGGGAAGCCUUUUUUUAAAUAAAAACAACUCUCAGUGGCACAUAUUCCUCUCACACCUCUGUGAAUCUCAUCCCUAUUUCCAGGACACAGUGAGUUGCAGGGGGCUCAGAGCAGGCUCCCUCUUUUUCCAGCAAACGGUUGACAUUCAUAUUUUCUGGAAGUAAGUGACCAUAGAUCUUCCUGGUACCCUAUGUUUGGGUGUCCCUGUUUUGCUUACAAAUUGAGAGGCACGGAAUUACUCAAGUUAGAUAUUAAUGAGAGUCAUUUAUCUUUGAACAGAAGUUGUGCAUUUUGUUUUAAGAUUUAGUCUCUAUCUAAACGUUAUAUGGGAUGUGGGUGGCGCUGUGGGUUAAACCACAGAGCCUAGGACUUUCCAAUCAGAAGGUUGGCAGUUCAAAUCCCCGCGACAGGGUGAGCUCCCGUUGCUUGGUCCCUGCUCCUGCCAACCUAGCAGUUCAAAAGCACAUCAAAGUGCAAGUAGAUAAAUAGGUACCGCUCCGAUGGAAAGGUAAAUGGCGUUUCCAUGCGCUGCUCUGGUUCACCAGAAGCGGCUUAGUAAUGCUGGCCACAUGACCUGGAAGCUGUACGCCAGCUCCCUCGGCCAAUAAAGCGAGAUGAGUGCCGCAACCCCAGAGUUGGCCACGACUGGACCUAAUGGUCAGGGGUCCCUUUACCUUUUUAAACAUUAUAUAUCAUCUAUAAUGCCUUCGUGAUAUCAUGCCUGGAUUAAUUUUGUUUAACACUUGGUGUAGAACCGCAGUUAUCCUUGCAUCAUCUUGAGAUCAUGCAAUAUGCAUCUGCUCAUUAACACACACACACUCCUUUCUUUUUGAGCAGCGGUCUUUUCCUUCCUGUCCCUGUGAUAUAGGGACUCCUGAAAUUUUUAUCAUUUUCUUUAGCUGCUAAACAUUGAGAAGCAGUUCCAGUUUAAUAGUUGGUGACUUCAAGUUAUCAGUCCUCUGUCAACUUCCUUUGCUCGGCUGCUCAGAGUCAACUGGCUGUUCUGCAAAUUAAACUGUGUGCAUUGUGAGCCUUUUUCAUUUUCUGCUGUUAAAUUAUGGAACAGUCUCCCUCUCAAGAGGCCACACAAAUAAGUCCCUAAGAUUGUAUUUCACUUAAGACGCCAUCCUUUGAGAUUUUUGUUUUGGCCUUCCUGGAUUGUAAUGCAUUAAUUGGUGAGAGUCUCUUCCACACAGUCUCAAUAAUUCAACUGACCUGGGGGGGGAUAUGCACAACACUUGAAUAAACAGCUAUCUGAGUAAUCAAAUACUCUAUUUACAUAAGUUUACAUUGAUGUGGGCAACGCUCAAUGAAUGUAGAUAACCUAAACUUGAAUGUAGAUAACCUAAACUUAAAUAAUUUAUUCUAGUGCCCCAGAAAGCAGGACUAGAUCAGAAAUUACUGUUUUGAAUCCUUGCAAUCCUUAUAUAAAAAUGUAAAUAUAUUUAAAACUGUCCACUAUUAUGGAUCAUUUUCUUUGGACAAGUUUAGACUGAAUGCUAGAUCUCUGUAGGUCAUGAUUUACAAAUCAGAAGCUGUCCUUAGGGGAUGAGUUCUGUUCUUCCAUACAAUUCUUGCCUUGCUAGCUUCCAUUCCUGGUGCUAAUUAUAGUUCCAUAUUCAGUGUAUACCAUUGCAAACUACAGUGCAAUCCAAACCAAGAUACAUAAAUUCAGUCCCCAUUUUAUGAGGGAAACUCAUUUGCAUUGGUGCACAUGUGACGUGAAACCCUGUUCACACUAGGAAAGCAGAAAAAUUGCUAGCUUCCAAUUUACAAUUUACAAACCAUGGUUUAGGGAAGUUUUUAAUGUUUGAAGUUUUAUUCUGUUUUUAAUGUUCUGUUGAAAGCUGCCCAGAAUGGCUGGGGAAACCCAGCCAGAUGGGCGGGAUGGAAGUAGUAGUAGUAGUAAUAAUAAUAAUAAUAAUAAUAAUAAUAUUAAUAAUAUGCUUCAUGAUUACUUUCCUUAUAAUUGCUUUAAGGAUAGUUAGUACCACUCUUAACAAUCAAACAUUAGUGUAGAAAGGUUUUGUGACAUUUAUUCAUGCUCCCUCACACCCGCUCACUUCUGUUUCAGGCCAAAUCUUGAGAUCGCUUAUGGCCAUAUGGGCCAUUCCUCUUUUAGUCCCUCCUGUUUCCUGAGAUCUUCAUUGUGUUCAGGUCUCGGGUGUUCUUUCUGGUAUGUAGACUGGAAGCAGUCUCCCUGUAUUUGUCAAUUUUCUGGCCAUUGACUACGACCAGAAUAUGCUUCUCUUUGCCACUGGAUACUUCCAUGAAGUACAUCCUCCUAGUGGUCUUCGUUCCUCUAGCUCAGCCUUUCCUAACCUUGGAUUCCCAGAUGUUGUUGAACCCCCAUCAUUCCUGACUGCUGCUCCUUCUGGCUAUGGAUAAUGGGGAGCAAAGGUUGGCAAAGGCAGAGGCCUUUGCCUUACUUCCGCAGCCCCCAGGGCAGCUAAUUGUAAUUAUACCCCAACUAUAAUUCUGUAGCUGGUGUGGGUAGCAUGGCAGGUAGAUUAUGCUUCUAGGUUUUCUAACAGCUCUAUCUCAUUGAAAACCAAAUGUUUUCAUGGCUCUUUUAACCAUUUAGUAUGAAUUCUUGUUCAGUGAAACUUCCUUUUCAAUAGCUUUCUUCCUGGUCUAAAUCAGGGGUACCCUAAUGGGAAAGGCAAAGGGACCCCUGACUGUUCGAUCCAGUUGUGAAAGACUCUGGGGUUGUGGCGCUCAUCUCGCUAUAUUGGCCGAGGGAGCCGGUGUACAGCUUCUGGGUCAUGUGGCCAGCAUGACUAAGCCGCUUCUGGCGAACCAGAGCAGCACACAGAAAUGCCAUUUACCUUCCCGCUGGAGCGGUACCUAUUUAUCUACUUGCACUUUGAUGUGCUUUCGUUGGCAGGAGUAGGAACUGAGCAAUGGGAGCUCACCCUGUUGCGGGGAUUCGAACCGCCGAACUUCUGAUCGGCAAGCCCAAGGCUCUGUGGUUUAGACCACAGUGCCACCCGCGUCCCAUACCCUGAUGGUGGUGCUUUCCAAAUGUUGUUGAACUCCAACUUCCUCUAUGACUAGUGGUUGCAGCCCAACAACACCUGGCAGCCGCUUGGUUAGCUACCCCUGGUCUAAAUAGUUUUGAUUUAAAACCAGUUCACUUGGCAUACAUUAUUCAAUCAUUGUACUGUAGACAGGUCAGUAUCAAUCCUGCAUUUCAGAGAAAAGUCUGAGUGUGGUUGUGGAAGGCAGGACUUGACUUCAAAAGAAGCCAGGGCUUCUUGCGUCAUUGUUAAGGCUGAAAUCCUGUGCACACUUUCCUGGGAGUAAGAAGAGAAGAGUUUGGAUUUGAUAUCCCGCCUUUCACUCCCCUUCAGGAGUCUCAAAGCGGCUAACAUUCUCCUUUCCCUUCCGCCCCCACAACAAACACUCUGUGAGGUGAGUGGGGCUGAGAGACUUCAAAGAAGUGUGACUGGCCCAAGGUCACCCAGCAGCUGCAUGUGGAGGAGCGGAGACGCGAACCUGGUUCCCCAGAUUACGAGUCUACCACUCUUAACCACUAUACCUCACUAAUCCCCCAUCCAACCGAAUAGUACUUCUGGAAAUGCUUGUGUGGGAUUCACUGUAAGACUCCAAGGUGCAAUACUAUGCACACUUAUCUGGGACGAGCCCCUUAGAACACAAUGUGACCUACUUCCUGAGUAAGCUUGCAUAGGAUUUCACUGGUGUAAGACAAUUUUGGAGAGCUUUUUAUGGAAUUCCAUUCUUAAAAUCGCUUCUCUACCCUUGCAUCUUUUGGUAUCGAUAAUGCUUUUUUCUUAUAGUUUUCUUCAUGUAUUUGUAUCCUAGUUGUAAGCCACCCUAGGAUAUUUUAUAGAAUUUUAGGAUAUGUAUCCAGCUGAAUAAGGUAUGGGUGAUGUGAUGGGAUGAUGAGCUGCUUGUGCGUAAAAUCGUAUCCCCUCAGAGUUUGUUCAAGUCCACAAACCUCUGUCUGUGACGGAGCCCCUCAGACAUGGCUCCUCUAGUCACUAGCAGAUUCCGACAGUGGUUGCUUUCGUAAUCGCUUCCAACAUAAAAGCUCCUUAACGGAAACACGUCUUCUGGACUCUCUGCGUGACAGUUUCCGGCGAGGAGUGGGUGUUCUUACAGGAGGUCCUGAAACCUCCCCACUGUUUUCGCUGGAAGUGUCUCUGAGCCAUCCCUCCAGCUCACUUUCCCUCCGCUCAGCUCCUCUCCCCCUGCUGGUUCCCUCUUCAGCUGCUGAGUCUCUCCCAACCUGUGUGAGCCCUUUCACCUCCCUGCUGGUUCCCUCUUCAGCUGCUGAGUCUCUCCCAACCUGUGUGAGCCCUUUCACCUCCCUUCCGUCUGAUGGCAGUUCCCUGACAUCCACCUCCCCUCCAGGGCCCCCUUCACCCCCUCUCGCCCCCUCCUCUACGGGCGGUGAGGAGGCAAAACCCCGGAAUGAACUUCCUUCAUCUUCCGAUGUCUCGAACACUUCUCUCCACCUGUUGCGGUUCCUGGUCUCGAAGUACACCUCCUCCUCAGAGUCCAUCUCCCCUUCCCCUUCCGAGUCCGGGAAUCCUUCCAACUCCUCCCCCCUCAUCAGUGGUCCCAAAGUAUUCCCUCCGGAACCUCUCCACAGGCUGAGGUUUCCUUGGGAACCUUUGAUGGAACGUUUCUAUCAAUACCUCGUCAUUGAUAUCUUCGGCCAUUACCCAAGUGUUUUCUGACUCCGGUUCUCCUUCCCACGCUACCAAAUACUCCACCUGAUCCCCCUUCCACCUGGCGUCGAGGAUUUCUGCCACAUGGCUGCUGCAUUCUCUUUCUUCCAAGACCGGUCCCCGAGUGGCCAUCCCUUCUCGUCCCCCUUCGUACGGUGACAGUAACGACCUGUGAAAUACUGGGUGCAGUUUCAUGUGGUUGGGUAACCGGAGCCUGAAAGCCACUGGGUUGACCUGUUGAAUGACCUCAAAGGGACCCAACCUCCUGGGUCUUAAUUUCUUACAACCUCCUUUGAACGGCAACCCUUGGGUUGACAGCCACACCCUAUCUCCCACCCUUAUGGUUUCACCUUCCCUUCGGUUCUUGUCUGCCUGCCUCUUGUAUUCUUCCUUCGCCCUUUCUAAGUUGAGUUGGAGCUGACGAUGGAUUGCUUCCAUUUCUUCCACAAAAUGCUCGGCUGCCGGGACGCUCCAUCUCUCCCCAUCUCCCCUGGGAAAGCCCUGGGAUGACACCCAUAAUUAGCCAAGAAGGGGCUCAUCCCUGUGGACACAUUCUCGGCAUUGUUGUAGGCAAAUUCCGCCAGCGCCAACUUUUCUACCCAGUCAUUCUCUCUGUCAUUGACAUAACACCUCAGGUAUUGCUGGAGGACACCGUUUGCUCUUUCCGCCUGCCCGUUGGUUUCAGGGUGCCGGGCAGUCGAAAAAUUGACCUCCACCUGCAGUAAGCUCAUGAGCUUCCUCCAGAACCUGGAAGUAAAUUGUUUUCCUCGGUCUGAGACCACCCUCAAUGGCACCCCGUGCAACCUAAAAAUGUUUUCUACAAAUAACUUCGCUGUCUCUUCCGCCGUGACUGCAUGCGAGCAAGCUACAAAGUGGGACAUCUUUGUUAGUAGGUCUACCACCACCAUGAUGGCUGUUUUCCCUUUGGACUUCGGCAGAUCAGUCAUAAAAUCUAUCGACACUGCCUCCCAAGGUCGUUCUGGGGUUGGUAAGGGUUCUAAUAGCCCCGCCGGCGCCCGCCUUUCCCCUUUGGCUCGCUGGCAUUGCUCGCACCCUCUUACAUACUCACGUACAUCUUCCCUCACCUUAGGCCACCAAAAUUCCCUGGUGACCAACCACAUGGUUUUGUGUUGUCCAAAAUGCCCCGCCGUAGGGCUGUCGUGCAACUGCUUGAGUACCCUCCCCCUUAACUCUCCUUCAGGGAUAUACAGUGCCCCUUUGUAAUACAAAGCUCCAUUUCUUUCCUCGAAACCCCCUGGUUCCUCUCCCUCACCCCUAAGACCUCUGAGCUUAUUCUGGGCGUAUUCAUCAUUCUCUGUUUCCUCUACCAGUUCUCUUUGUCCCACCAAUGCCGCCCACACACCCAGCGGUCCUCUGGAAUGACAUGUCUCUCUUCGGGUGCUCCCUCCCCUCCAAAUAUUCAGGUUUGCGUGAGAGAGCGUCCGCCCUAAUGUUCUCUGGGCCUGGCACGUAACAAAUCUCAAAGUUAAAUUUGGAGAACUCCUGGGCCCAUCUCACUUGCCGUUGGUUGAGCACUCGUGCCGUCCUCCAAUACUCUAGGUUCUUGUGGUCAGUGCACACUUGCACCUUAUGUUGUGCGCCAAUUAGCAGGUGCCUCCAUCUCCGGAACGCCUCAUGAAUGGCUAGUAGUUCUCGGUCAUACACCGUGUAGUUCCUCUCGGAUUUGUUCAGCUUUCGCGAAAAAAGGCACACGGUCUCCACUCUGACUCCUUCUUCCCUGGCUGCAGAAGCACCGCCCCAAUCGCUCUGUCUGAUGCGUCAGUUUCCACUCUCAUCGGUUUUUGUAAAUCCACAUGCAGGAGUUGUUGUUCCGAGGCGAAGGCCCUUUUAGUUCCUCAAAUGCUCGCUCCGCCUCCUCAGUCCAAACGAACUUCUUCUUACUGCUGAGACAGUCCGUAAUGGGCGCCGUCAGGUGGGCAAAGUUUCGGAUGAACUUACGAUAGAAGUUCCCAAAUCCUAGGAACCUCUGCACAUCCUUCCUUGUUUUGGGUGUUUUCCAUUCCAGCACCGCCUGGACCUUGCCGGGAUCCAUGGCCAAUCCCUUGUCUGACAGGCGAUACCCCAGGAAUUCCACCUCCUUGGUAUGAAACUGACACUUCUCCAGUUUCACCCACAGCUGGUUGGCUUGCAGCCUGCUCAACACUUCUCUGACGUCUCUCACAUGCUGCUCCUCAUUCUCAGAAUACACCAACACGUCGUCUAAAAAGGCCACACAAUUCUUGUAAAGCAAAGGCCCCAGGACGUGGUUCAUAAACGAUUGAAAUGUUGCGGAGCCUGCUUGUAGGCCGAAGGGCAUAACCAAAUAUUCAAAUGCCCCUAAAGGGGUGAACAUAGUGGUUUUCCAUUCAUCCCCCUUCCUUAUUCGUACCAGGUUGUACGCCCCCCUUAGGUCCAGCUUUGUGAAAAUCUUUCCCUUCCGCACCCUUGUCAAAAUGUCGUCAAUCCUGGGCAUAGGGAAGGCCACUGGUUCUGACACUGCAUUUAAGGCCCUGAAGUCACACACCAGCCUCGGCUUGUUCGUGUUUUUUAUCCACAAAAACACUGGGCUGCCCCCACCGCCCUGGACUCUCUGAUGAACCCUCUCUUCAGGUUCUUGUCAAUGAACUCUCUUAACUCCUGCAUCUCUCUGUCUGACAUGGCGUACAGCUUGCCUACAGGGAGCUGUGCUCCAGGGAGUAAAUUGAUUUGACAGUCAAAGGGUCUAUGCGGGGGUAGUUGGUCAGCUUCCCUUUCGCUGAAGACGUCACGGAGAUCUGCAUAUUGUCGUGGUACCUUCACGUUCUCCGUUACUUCAGUCCCUGCUAGGGUGGCUUGGGCCCCUGCCAAACCCUUUCCCUCUUUGCAGUGUUCUAAGCAAUGUGCUGAACCAAAAGAAACCACUCUCUGAUGCCAGCCCACCAGCGGAUCAUGUAACGCUAGCCAGCUCAUCCCCAAUAUAAUGGGAGCUCCUCCCAAGGUGGCCACAUUAAAAGCUAUCAGUUCGGUGUGCCUUGCUACCUUCAUUAUCAUUGGGACGGUCUGCAAGCUGACUUCUCCUCCCAACAGCUCCCUGCCAUCGAUCGGGGUCACCUGCAGGGGGUUGCUUAAAGGGAUCGUCUGUAUCUGGUGUUCAGCUGCAAACUCUUUGCUCAUGAAAUUGCAGGAGCUGCCUGAGUCCAACAGCGCCUUUAUCUUUAGAGGGUGUCCGUUUGGCAGCUCUAGCGUCACUUCUAUCACUAGGGCGGGUUUAGGAGGUUCUGGCGUGGGCACUCUCACUGCUCUUUGGCCUGGCUGCUGUGCCCCGACAGUGGCAGCCAGGCGUUGGCUUUUACUUGCUCCGGUAUUUCUUCCUCUCUUCCAUCCACAGCUCCUACCAUCCCUUGCCAUUCCUUCCUCUGGGGGCAGACUCUGGCAAAGUGACCUGGCUGUUGGCAGAGAUAGCAUUUCCGGGCGCCUUUUCCCUCCUUCUUCCCCCCUCACUGGGCUUUGAAACUGCGCGCGCGCUGUUCCGAUUUCCAUCGGCUCUGCCGGCGGGAAAGUUGGCUCUGGAAUGUCUGGAAUGCGGAACUCCUUCCAACGUUCCCCUUUCCCUUCCCGCCUCUCCAAUGCUCUCGCCUCCUGGCGCGCUCCUAUGGUCAGCGCUGAUUUGGUCAGCUGGUCCAUAGACUCCGCCCUGGGCGCCCGGGAAAGUUCGUCUUUCACAGCCGAAGAAAGCCCUUCUUCAAAGAGCAUUUGAAUGGGUUCCGCCGAUAAGUCCCACCCCAAUCUGUGAACAAGCAUGGUGAACUCAGUCCAGUACUCACGGACAGAUCGGCUCCCCUGUUUGCAAGCCAUUAACUGUCUGCGCACCACUCCCUGUUCAAUAUCGCUGGAAAACAUCAGAUCCAUGGCGCGAAAGAACUUCAUCGUGUCCUUUAGGACGUCACUAUUCGCUGCCAUCAGGGGUCUAACCCAGUCUCUCGCCCCUUUUCAAGAUGCUCAAUCACGAAAGCCACUCGUGAUUCCUCGUCAGGGAAUUCAUCAAACUGCAGAUUGAGGGCAUAUUGCAUUUCUGUCCGAAAGCCAUGAUAGUUUUUGGGCUCCCCCCCAAACUUCUGCACCAAUCCUGGUACCUUUCUGGCGAGCUGGGUGGCUUCCCCUUUUUGUCUGCAUCCUGAGCCCUCCUCUCCUCAAGCCUCGCCGUCUGCAUCGCUAGCUGGACCUCCAACACCCGGUACCUUUCUUCCAGGCUUGGACCCGCUCCAGCUCCUGCUUCUCCGGUUCCGGCUGGGUUGCUCAUGAUGCCUUCUCCUGCACAAGCUGCUUUCAAUGACUGUCGGAAUGCUGUGAUGGGAUGAUGAGCUGCUUGUGCGUAAAAUCGUAUCCCCUCAGAGUUUGUUCAAGUCCACAAACCUCUGUCUGUGACGGAGCCCCUCAGACAUGGCUCCUCUAGUCACUAGCAGAUUCCGACAGUGGUUGCUUUCGUAAUCGCUUCCAACAUAAAAGCUCCUUAACGGAAACACGUCUUCUGGACUCUCUGCGUGACAGUUUCCGGCGAGGAGUGGGUGUUCUUACAGGAGGUCCUGAAACCUCCCCACUGUUUUCGCUGGAAGUGUCUCUGAGCCAUCCCUCCAGCUCACUUUCCCUCCGCUCAGCUCCUCUCCCCUGCUGGUUCCCUCUUCAGCUGCUGAGUCUCUCCCAACCUGUGUGAGCCCUUUCACCUCCCUGCUGGUUCCCUCUUCAGCUGCUGAGUCUCUCCCAACCUGUGUGAGCCCUUUCACCUCCCUUCCGUCCGAUGGCAGUUCCCUGACAGGUGACUUACAGUGGGUCUUUGUGGAGAAAAAGUUUAACAGGGCUAUAGAAAGCAUGUCUUCAGAACCUGUAUGCAUAGGGGCUUGGAUCUGAAUUUUUUUAAAACACCGGGAAAUAAAUCAAAACUACUACAGUAUAUGACAUAUAAAACAUCUGGCGAGCAUGAGAGGCCUGUUGCAUUGCACUCCUCAAAUGUUCCAGUGAAUUCUGUUACAUGCCAGUGUGUGACUGAUGAAAAAUAUACUGACCUUUCCCCAGACAGAUACAUGCACGGUCUUGACAUGACUUAUUAUUUCUUCUUCUGUGUUAAACAAUUUGCAGAAUUUUUAUUUGAGGUUGUUUAGUAACUGGAGGUUGCCCAGUAGCUGGGAAUAGCCCAGAGUAUUGCUUUGGACACUUGUGAGCAGAGGUUUAAUGUAUAAAUAAAUCUUAUUAAGUUAAAAUCUAUGCUUAUUUUUCUGAAUAAAGAAGGAGCAAGAUCGUUUGCUGAUGAAAAUGUAGUAAAGGGCAGUUGUGUUUCUCUUUCCCACUUUUUUGCGGCCUUUAUCCAGUAUUUCUGUGUAGGUUCACCUGAAGUCUAUAAUUAAGCCCUUAGAGCCCUGGUGCUUUCAUAACCACAGAACUUUCUUACUCUCACAGAGCUGUCAGGGAUAAGCUGUCAUUAUUGGUAAGGAGAACAGAUGUGAGGUAGACACAUAGUUGAUUUGUCUGAAAAUGACUUGGAUAGAGAUUUAUAUAGGCAUUUAUUAAACUUGACAAAGCUGGAUUUUAAUGAGCCCAAUUUUGAUGACAUCCCCCUUAUUAGAGCUAAUUUAAUCAAUUAACAUAAAAUGAGCUGCUGCUUUCUAAUUACUGAGUGAGAAGCUUAUACACCGUCCUCUAAUUUUUCCCUCUUUAAAUUUAAAAAUACUUUCCCAACUCUUUGACACCAGACUAAUCUGAUACAGAUAUAAUGCUAAAUACUUGCAAAUCAUGGUUUGCAAAUCCAGAAUCCAGUCUCGAGAACUAUGCCUCUUACCAUCUCUAGAUCAAAUUUGUUCUUGCCUUCCCUUGUUGGUAUUAAUGAUGGUUUAGAGCAGGGUUUCCCAUUGGGCCUCCAGCUGUAUUAGACUACAAUUCCCACUAUCUCUGACCACUGGCCUUGGCAGUUGUAGUCCAAAAACAGCUGGAGACCCAAGUUUGGGAAACUCUGGUUUAGAGUAUAGUGUGCUUGUCAAGGUUCCUUUUAUCUGUGUUUGCCAACCACUUGAAACCAGGGUUACAAGUUCUCGUGUAUGUGGAGGUCACAGUAUCACUUUGCUUCCUUUGUUACUUUCAUGAAAGACCAAAGCAGGCAUCCUAAAGGAUGCUUUAUGUAUAGGAUAGCUGUGUAUUAUGCAUGUAAUUAUUUAAAAUAUUUCAUACCUCCAACUGAAAGUUUUUCAGGUCUGUUUACAGCUCAGGUUGUUCUGAAGUGGAUGAUUCCAAGCAAACUGUUUAUAUACAUCUGAUAAUGGCUAAACCAUAUUUAAUGAAACACUCUCAGUUAUAAGGUUCUUACACUGAAAAAUUGCAUUUUGCAUAGCUUGUUUUCUUUGGUUUUGUUAUAAGUGCCAUUUUUAGACAUGAUUUGACAACUGUUUUAAAUGACCCCCAUUUCAAUUUAUGUCCUCUAUUUUUGCACCUUCGUACAGACAGCAGGCUUCAAAGAAGAUAAUGAAGUGGUCCUUGUCAGAACUGAUCAGUCUGGUAGAGCAUGGCCUGUUAACACACCAGGAGAACUGCUGGAACCAAGUGGCAGAAAAAGGAAGCAGAAGGUAUGUGUAAUCAAGAUAGGACAUAAAUUUGGGCAUGAGGAUGUGAGGAAACUCCAAAUACCAUGUAAGAAAGCUACCAGACUAUUUAAAGAAUUUACUUCUAUAAAUUUGGGGCAUUUGUAUCCUGCCCAGUCAACAAUGUCCUCUGGGCUGUUCACAACAAUAAAAUACGAGUACAGUCCAAAACUAGAAUGGUCAAUGGAAAAGCAGAUCAACACAGAAAACUUGCAUAAAAGCAUGACGAUGUUGCCAUGAAAUAGUCAAAAGUCAAUAACUCCCCCAUCUCCACAUCCUUCUCUUGUGGGCACUGUGAAAGACAUGAAGCCACAGACAUGAAGUUGGUAUCUGUUUUCCUCCCUUCUGGAGUGGCAAUAAUAAAUCUUAUGUAGUCCUAUUUGUAAUAAAUGCUUAUCAGUGCUUUCCCCACAAGUGUAAGAGCACCUGCCUUUGAUGUACAUCUUCCAAUAAUUUGAAUAGCCGUUUCUGAAGACUGUUGUGUUGACAGUGUCUAAUGAGAAAUUCCAUGAAUUCCCUGUUGUAUCAGUUUAGGGCUACUUUGCUGAAAUUAGAUAUGCUUUGUAAAAUUCAAGUGCUGAAUUGCAUUCGCUUACUUUUAUAAAGUUGCUUUUAGACUGGAUUUGUUUUAGCAUAACCAGACUGUGGCACCAAAUGAAUAUCCAUGUACUUGUUAUUCAUUUUCAGGUUAUUACUCACGUGGAGAAGGAAAGGGUCCGCUAUUUUCAGGAUGAUGAUAAUCUGAGCCUGAAUGAUUUGGUCAGAAACGAAAAGAUGAGGACAGCAGAGGAUCAAAAUAAGCUGUUCAUGAGAAUGGCAUCAAAGGUAGGGCCCAGUGUGUCUGAAUUUAUAUUGAAACCUAAUGAGCGCUUCCAAUAUAUUAAAAACCCUUUCAACUUUUUUAAAAAAAAUAAAAUUCUGUUUGGAAUAACAUACUCUAAGAUGUAUCAAGAUCUUCAUAUGAGUGUUUCAAGUUUGAGGAAACAAUGCGAUUUGUUCCAGUACUUUAUAUUUGUUUUAUGAAUAUAAUUUUACUGUUUGUAUGCUGUUCAUUUUCUUAAUGUUGGUGGCUUAGAAAUUUUUGCAAAUAAUAAAUAAAUAAAGAUAACUGGGGUUCUGGGGCAGGAGAAGAGAGAGACAAGGAAGCAUUUGCAGCUGCUUCACAGGCCGCAGCAUUUGGGCUGCCCUCCAACUUAGGUUUGAGCCCUGAUUUUCCUGGACUGACCCCAGUGCACCAUGUUCACUACCAUACUGGCUUUCAGUGUACAGUGGUACCUCAGGUUACAUACGCUUCAGGUUACAUACGCUUCAGGUUACAGACUCUGCUAAGCCAGAAAUAGUGCUUCAGGUUAAGAACUUUGCUUCAGGUUGAGAACAGAAAUCGUGCUCCGGCGGCGCGGCGGCAGCGGGAGGCCCCAUUAGCUAAAGUGGUGCUUCAGGUUAAGAACAGUUUCAGGUUAAGUACAGACCUCCGGAACGAAUUAAGUACUUAACCUGAGGUACCACUGUAUAGAGAAUCAUAAUAAAAGGUAAAGGGACCCCUGACCAUUAGGUCCAGUCGCGGAUGACUCUGGGGUUGCGGCGCUCAUCUCACUUUACUUGUCGAGGGACCCGGCUUACAGCUUCCGGGUCCUGUGGCCAGCAUGACUAAGCUGCUUCUGGCAAACCAGAGCAGCGCAUGGAAACGCCAUUUACUUUUCCGCUGGAGCGGUACCUAUUUAUCUACUUGCACUUUGAUGUGCUUUUGAACUGCUAGGUUGGCAGGAGCAGGGACCGAGCAACGGGAGCUCACCCCCUCGCGGGGACUCGAACUGCCGACCUUCUGAUUGGCAAGUCCUACUUUGGUGCAAAACAUCAUUUAAAAUCUCAAGUAUAUGAACUCUGUAGAUAAACUUAAACUGAAAGGUAGCAAUUUUAAUUUUUUGCUGUAAAAGCACCAUCUGAAACCAUUUUUGUCAUCUGUAUUAAUGAAGUGCACAGAAUUGACACCCAUUUAAUAACUUUCUCUUUCAUGCUUUCAUUUGUGAGGAAAACGGGAGGAGGGGAAAUGCAGUUGAAAUGGAUGUCAUCUUAUUGAUAUUGCUGAAAGUCUAAAAAUGAUAUUCUGACUAGUGUGUGAGAAAGUGGCCCUUCAAUACUGCAGAGGAUUUUCAUUCAUCUUUUUGACUGAGAUAUUGGCUUUGGUGUGUCUGCAUUGUUUUAAAUCAACGUCUGUACCUCAGUUCUGUUGCAACCAGCAAAAUAAUGAAAUGUGAUUUCUAAUGUGCAGUAAGGAAGCAAGGGUAUCUUCUAUUUUUCAGUUUUCCUUGAUAUGUCCUUUAAACAAACUUUUUGAACUUGAAAACCUGAUGGUAAAAUCACAUUGAGAUCAGUUUCAGUGCCUUUGCUGUCAACAUGAAAGUCAACUAGAUUUCACUUGUGUGUAAAGCUGUCCAACUAGAUAGUUUUAAAGCAGCAUUAUGUUCAGUAGAAAUUACUGAUAGAAACAGAUUUGUGAAGCAGGAAGGCACCUUGGAGUAAAUAAAAUAAUCGAUUCCAAGAAACGGAAAGAGUAAGAGUAGCAAAACAAGAAGUGUUAAAUUUUAGGGGAAAGACAUUUUUUUGACACCUUUGAAAAUUAAGAACCAGGUACUGUUGGGAAGAGUUACUGAAUAGGGAUUCAGAAGGGGAUGGAGUUGGAUGAAUUUAAAAAUUGCUUGCAAGUAGCUCAGUGGUUGACUACAUGCUUUGCAAGUAGAAGGUCCCCGGUGUCAGUUCCUGGCAUCUCUAGCUAAAAAGGCCAGGAAGCACGUGAUGGAAAAGAUACCCCUCUGUUUGAGGUCACAUGGAGAAAUGCUGCCAAUCAGAAAACAUAAACAUAAGGCAGAUUCCUAGGUUCCAAAUGUAAGGACUUACAAGUUUCACAAGCUGGACAGGGAAAUAGAAAUCUGCCUUGAGUGUGAGAGGGGAAGUACAGAGCCCUACCACCACCAGCUCCUGUCCCUUAUUCUUCCAGCCACUGAAUAUAUCUCUCACCUGCCCAUACCACCUCUUGCCUCCGGAAAGCUGCUUUGCAUUGUAGACCAGGGCAAUCCAGACACAGUGGGAGACAUUGUCCGGAGCAGGGGUAGGAAAUUGGAUCUAUCCAGCAGGCAGGGGCCAGAUGUCCCAUGACCCCCCACAAGCCACUUAGGUUGCUGGGGCUGCCCACCUGUCAAGCAUCUGACAUCACCAAGAUGCAGGAUAACGCACUUGCUUUGCUGGCAUGUUUUGAUUUCCAGGACAUGCCUCUCCAUGGGGCUUGCUGUAAGCACCAGCCAGCCUUGUGCAAGAAAAGUAAAAAUAUUUUUUCAGGUGUUGAUCUGCUUGUGUAAGAGAAGACAUCUUAAGUUCUAUGGAACUUGCCUAAUCAUAGUACCACGUCAACUAUUGCACUAACUCUUGUGAAACAAGUAGUGGCUGUUUUCCACUAUUGUUUAUUGGGAGCCAGCCCUGUGUAGUUGAUACACCAUUGUGCAAGACAAGUAUCAUUGUUUUGUUUCAGUAGGAAGAAGCUGUUGGCAGACAUUCUACUAAUGUGCAGAUUAGUUGGCAAACCUAGGCUUCAACAGUCAUAGUAGGACUUAAACUAGUAAUAAAGAAAAUUUGCAUAAUGAAUCCUCAUCAAUGCAAUAUUUAAUUAACACCUGGAUAAAAGCUCCCUUCGUUUUAUUGUGUUAGAGCUGAGCCCUAAAUACAUUUACAGUAUAUAUAUAUAAAUAUUUUUAAUUCACAGUCCUUUUGACUGAAACCUAUUGUUUUUCGUAACACCAGCAGGGUUCUGUUUUUUUUCCAGCUUCCUAUCAUGUAUUUGAGUAUAACAUUCCUGAAAUCUAAAUGCUUCCAUUUAAAAUGGGUGAUGUCAGUGUUACCAUGGCAAUUGAAAAUCGCACGGAUCCAAUUUAUACAAUCUAUACACCUUUUCCCUUUCUGGCAGAUUUUCAGAGCAGCAGUAACGCUUCUUGCAUUCAUGUAGAAGGUGUAUCUUGAAUUGCGAUUGCGUUAGUGUUAUUAUGGGAGAAACGAAUGUUCAGUGGGUGAAGGCAAGGGAGAAGCGUAUCAUCUUACGAAAGACGGUGAAUGGAAAACUAGUUGCACAACCGUAGUAAUAAAUAGAGCCCAAAUACGCAAGCAUGUGUUAACAGGACUUUAUAUAACAGAAGGUGGGAUUUUUUUUAAAUUUAAUUUUUUUUUUGCUUUUCUCCACUAUACUUUGAGAUGGCAUUCUUAGGCAAAGUAUACGUUUUUAUGUCUGUUUUUGUGUGUGGCCCUGCUGCCAUUUUCCUAAAAGCCACCCCCAUAACUGGAAACUGAAGAAAGAGAGAAAAGUUGUAGUCAGCUUCGUGCCUCAGCGUCCUAGCCAGCAGUGCACAUUCUGGGGCAAGCCAAGCCUGUACUAAAGGGAAGGACUCCACUUGAACCGCGAUGGAAACCGACUGUUGGCGCUGAAAACAGAGAAGGUGGCAGAGCAGCUGUUAAACCGAAGGGAGGGGGUAAAACUGGCAAGAGCUGAGGAGGCGCCAUUCGGAAUGAAUCUCACCCCCGGGGAUGAAUUUUAAAUGCGGGUGGCAUAGAACUAGGCUUGUGAGUGCAGGAGCACAGCAUAGCAAUUCAGAGAGGCCAAAGCACCACACUUGAAGAGAGAGGGUGGUCUUCAAGUGUUUAUAUGCUACUGCCUCUGAGCCCAGGUGAGUGAACUGGACUGCUUGGUAUUAGAGGCUGGCACUGGUAGAAUAGAGAUGAUGGAUACUUGGUGGAACAGAGAGAACCAAUGGGACAUACUGUAGUUAUCUCUGGAUAUAAACUCUGUAGGAAAAACAGAGAAGGACGUGCCAGAGCUGGUGUCGUUCUGGAUGUCCCAGAGAGCAUUGAAUCCAGCAAGCAAGGAAACCCAAAAGGGGCAGAAUUCUGAUAAUCAAAAGAUAGCUGAGAGAUAGCAGGCCUGCUGCUUAAGACGAAGAGAUUUCUGCUUCAGCGUUGUAGAUGGGGAUCACAUCGUUCAAAUAACAUGCCUUUCUUAAAAGACCCCCUUUGGCAUGUAACUGCGGUUGUAGGGUACGUACUAAUACACUUAAGUGCUCUAUGCGGCUGCCAUCUUGUUUAAUAAAAAUGGCUUCAAUUAAUCAUAUAUGUCAGACCAGGUAGUUUGGAUGCCAGGAAAAUCUGACUGGCAUGUAUGGUUACACUUCCAUGGGAAGCUUAUGUAAGUUCCUUGCCUGUGGUCAUCUUCACCAUCAUGUUUUAAUGGGGCCUCACAGUGUUAUGGAUCAGUUUUUCCAGUUUCAUAAGAAGUUGCUUAAAAAGGACACAUUGCUGGGGCAUGAUCAUUUUGCUUUUGUUCACUUUCUCACUUGCCUUUUGAUUUUAAACAAGAUUAGAUGAGUUCUCCUAUAGUGGUGUACUGCAGGAGAGUGCAGAACUGGGGAUGGUAACAAUACCUUUUAUUUUUGAAUUUUAUUUCAAAAUUGAGAAUAGUAGAGCAUAUAUAUUAAUAAGCACUUGUUAUAAUGAAUAGGAAUGAGGAAGUGAUACUGGAUUGUGGGAAACUUUAUGGCCACACUUCUGUAGUCAGGAUGUCAAAAAUUAUGGGAGGAAUUCAACACCACACUGUUAGAACCAGCUACCCUAUCCCUCCUCAUUUGCUGUUCAGAAUGUUCUCUUGCAACCGCCACUCCAGCCAAUUUAAUGCAGAAUUGAAGUACUCCAGUUGCGUAUGGACCUUGCCACAUGCUGUAUAUCAUAUUCCAUACGGAUGUUGCCUAAAUAAUCAAACAGCAUGAUAACAUAAUAAGAAUACAGUGGUACCUUGGAAGUCGAACGGAGUCCAUUCUGGAAGUCUGUUCGACUUCCAACGUUUGGGAACCAAGGUGCGGCUUCUGAUUGGCUGCAGGAAGCUCCUGCAGCCAAUCGGAAGCUGUGGAAGUCGCAUCGGUCGUUCGUGUUCCAAAGAACAUUCGCAAACCGGAACACUCACUUCCGGUUUUUGAUCAUUCAGGAGCCAAAGCGUUUGACUCCCAAGGCGUUUGAAAACCAAGAUAAGGCUGUAAUGUGCCUCUUCUUUAUGCAUUUUUUGUUCUUGUCAACUUUUUUCAUAUGUGUACCCUGCCCUUCCACCCAACAAGGCAGUGUUACCUGUGAUCACCCACAACAAGCCUGAGAGAUUGGGCUGAGAGUUGGUGAUUUGCUCAAGGUCAUCAAGGAAACUUCAUAGCCAAGAAGGAAUCCCUGAUCAAAGUCCAUCUUUGUCCACAUUGACUAAAUCUUCCUUUUGCUUCAGUUUUCAGACAAAACGGAUAGAGAGUACUACACUCUGGAUGAUAUGUUUGUUUCCAAAGCGGCAACGGGCGAGCGAAGCGGCGAGGAAGAGGGAAGGCAAAGGAAACAAGCAAUCCGUGAGCAUCAGCAUCUUGCUGCACGCAUGGAGAAGUGCCCUUACUGCUUUGGUAGCCCCGAACUUCCAAAACACCUGAUUAUUGCAAUUGGUAACAAGGUAAGGAAGCAGCACAGCCUGUUCUGCGAUGCAAAUGGGAAGAAAUAAAAGAGGGCUGUUUUCCAUUCCAUGGUUUUAUGAGAUUAAAAGUGAGAUUGCUUCUUGUGACAUGAGUUAUUGUCUUUGAAUGUUCCCGGCCCUUCCAAUUAGGAGGAAAGAGCCACUUCCUCAAGGGUGCGACUAAAAUGAUACGACUCUUGUCUUGAAUGAUCAAGUUAAUCUUCUUCAGUACUUCAUAUUUGCAGGUGACCUUGCUGCAAUGAUAUGCAAGAGCUGAAUAUUUAGGUUGCAUAAGGUGGGUAAAUAAUUUGGAGGCCAAAUCAUGGUAAGAGAAAAAGGGUCAUAGAGGGGAAGUUGAAAUUAGAAGCCAGAAAACAUAAUAAGGUCCACAAAGGCAAAGCAAAGUCAUCCGGAUUUCAGCAGCACUACAGACAGCAGUCACUGCCUUUUAAAAUAAAUUUUGGGUUAGUUGCAAAGAGCAUAUGGAAGUUUUUACUUGAGACCAACUUGCUGCAGCCCAGAUGACAUUGAACUACAGCUCCCAUCAUCAUGACAAUUGGCUGUGUUGACUGAGGCUGAUGGGAGUUGUAGCCCAAAAAUGUUAGGAGGACACUCUGUUCCUGUUUUAGACUUUGCCCCACCCACCUCAAAAAACUUGCUAGAAGUAUGUGUUUACUUCAACAUCGUCAUAGUUCAACAAGAAUCCUAUUUCCUCAAGUUUAUUGCCCUCCAAAAGUAUUCUGACUUUCACCCAUCUAGACUCUCUGGAUGCCCAAACAUUACGCUAAAAUACAUGCACAAUUCAACAAAAUGUAGAUAAAAAUAACCAGAAGCAGACCACAGGAUGCAUGCUUAGCUCUGACUUCAGUAAUGACUGGGCUAAAACUUAAAACACAAGAAAAUGAACAGUCUAUAUUCUGCUAAUUCGGGCUCUUUAGCUUCCUCUUAGAUAUUCACAUAUCCAUUAUCCUUCACCAUGUAUCCCACAAUAUUCCCUCACUCAUCUUCCUCUCCCCAUCACUCCAGUUUAUAAAUAGGUUACAUUUUGAUGUCCAUGUUUCGUAAUGUUGCAAAACUGUAAUCGUUUUUUUUAAGUCAGCCAAAUGCUUCCUUAAGCAAAUGGCCAUAUGAUCUCUUUAGACCGAGUUUAUUUCAGCAGGAACAGCCAUCAGCCUUACCUCUAAAUACAGAGGUUUUAGAGCCUUGAUGACUUCAAAACCUAGGAGGGAACAUAUGAGAGGAGACGCAUCUUGUACAGAAACCCCUUUAUUUGUUAGGUGUACCGACUGUUGUUCUUGUGCCUGGUUUCUGACUCAGGGUUUUAAAGAGUAAUGGGGAACUAAUCUGUACCCAAUGUUGGGAUAUAUGUGGCUGACUAAGGGUGCAUUCCCGGCCACUGCUCUGCAAGGCUUCCUGGGGUGGGAGGGCCACCAUCACAUCUGCAACCUUGCUGAGCAAGUUGGCUGGGUGGAAGUGGGCAGGCAGAUUUCUGCACCAGCCUGGGGCCAGCAUAGUGACUGGGACUGAAUUGGGCUGACUCAGCCCCACCUGCUCCUGUUUGGGGGCUUUCUGGUGGCUUCUGUCAGCAGGGAACCUGCACAUUCAGUGGGUUGAAGGGAUAGCUCUGCCUGUGGAGUGAUACUGGACUCACUCUGCAGGUGGAGGUCAGCAGGGCUACCCAAUCCAACCCUGUUCCCCCCUGCCCCACAAAGGGAGUUUGGAUUGUUCCAUAGGUAUUUUCAUGGAAACAAACACGCAGAGACAGGCAAGCAAACAGGCAAGGAACUUUUGUAUGCAGUGCAUGGUCCCGAAGGGCAAGGUUUUGGAGUUGGUAGACUCAACGGAGGAACUGAAAUGUGUAAAAUAUGAUUAGUGUUCUGCAUUGCUCUGUGCAGUGUAUGUCAGAAAGAGAUUCGUCUUCACAGGAAUAUCUCUGUUCAGCAGAGAGAUCUGGGCAUUCUCCCAGUGCCUUAAGAUGAGGGUGAUGAACCUCCAAGGGCCACAUUGCAUUGCCACAAAACCUCUGAGGGGUGCAUGUCAUGCUCAGAACACAACAUAGGAAAUUUCCCUGUGCUUAUUAAUUUUAUGUUCUUGGAACUACCUACAGUAACUAUAUACUUUGCCCUGGUUCAGAGUAUAUACAGUGGUACCUCGGGUUAAGUACUUAAUUCAUUCCGGAGGUCCGUUCUUAACCUGAAACUGUUCUUAACCUGAAGCACCACUUUAGCUAAUGGGGCCUCCUGCUGCUGCCUUGCCGCCAAAGCACGAUUCCUGUUCUCAUCCUGAAGCAAAGUUCUUAACCUGAGGUACUAUUUCUGGGUCAGCAGAGUCUGUAACCUGAAGCGUCUGUAACCUGAAGCGUAUGUAACCCAAGGUACCACUGUAGUUACAUAAUGGCCUCAUGCUCCCCCCCCCCAUUUCUCUACUUCUCUAAUACAGUUGUGUGGAGGAGAUACGAACCUUAAAUAUUUCAAUUAACCUCAGUUAUAAACUGGGUUAAUCUUAACCAGGCAUAGGCAAACUCUGGCCCUUCAGAGGUUUGGGAUUACAGUUCCCAUCAUCCCUGACCACUGGUCCUGUUAGCUAGGCAUGAUGGGAAUUGUAGUCCCAAACUUCUAGAGGGCCGGAGUUUGCCUAUGCCUGAUGAACUAUGGGUUAGUUGAAGCAAUCCUGCUUCAUAAAUUUUGCUUUGAAGUUGACUUUUUCCCCAAAUCAACUAUAGUUAAGCCUAAACACAGUUUGUCCUGGUUCAGAUAUAAUACUUGGCUGCAGUUAGUCUAAAACAAAAGUGCACAUUUCUGACCUGCUAUGCCAGAGGACAAGGGAAGGGAGGAUCACACAGAGACAAGGCUCAUUGCACUCCUUCCUAAGAUGUGGUUUAUUGCUUUGUCCAAAUGAGGAAAAAGACAAGUAUAACCACUCAUAGGAGAAGCAUACACUGACUCAGGGUUGCAUGAAAUUGUGUUUGCGAUUUUCUGUAUGUGGUAUAACAUCUUAGGUGGCAUCUCUUUGAUAAUAUCUGACAUAGCAUUCACUUUCUUUAAAUUCCCUGCAUCAUAGAAUAGAAGUGUUUCUACAGUAUGUUUUAGCAUAUAAUUGCCAUAACAAAAGAUUUUUAUUUUUUUUUGUACAGCAGAAUAGACUAAGACCAAAUACUGUCAGUGAGGAUAAAGGCUUAAGCAUUGAAGUGAGCUGUCUUAACAAAUUGAGUUGCUUUGAAUUUCUUGUAUGAAAUGCUGCUGGAGAAUGAUUAUUUCGAGAGGCUUGCGUUGAUUAUGAUGAUUUUUCAGUAACAAACUUAGAGAGAAUAAAAGGCUUGCUCUGGAGGGCUUGCGAUCUGUAAAUCAGUAAAGAGACCAGAGCAGCAGGGAGCAUAAAAGAGAGUAAUAUGUGAUUAUUUCAGUCACGUAUACUGAGGUUUAUAAAUAGCAUUGUUGGAUCCAUAAGAGAAUAUUCCAGAAUCUACCAUGGGCAAUACAUUUAUGAGGACCAACCAAAACGUCACCCAAAAGUGGCGUGCCCUUCAGUUCUCUGGAGUUCUUAACCAUGGAAAUUGUUAAACAAGGGUGGGGCUGGGGAGGCAAGGGAGGGAGAGUACAAAAAUUAGGCUGAAUUUGUAGCCAUGAAUUUUUAGGUUGUAGACUCUGUUCCAAAGUGGAAAUUGCAGGAAUAAGUCUCUACUAGGUGUUACAGGCAUCAGGUUGCACACUGAUUCUGCAAUAAAGAAGAAAUGGCUACUGUUUUUUAAGAGCACAAAAUCUAACUUGUAACCCAGAUCUGGCUUAGGUAGUGCAGGGUGUGGGACUAGGGGAUUUUUGCCAGAGGCUUUUGGGGGGGGGGAAAUGGGGUUUAAAGUAAAAAUCUUUCCCAUUCUGCAUCUGUACUGGAAUUAUUUUCAGGUGUUUCACUUGUUGUAUCUUACACACAUUUGCCUCUCUGGGCUCCUUCAGGAGGGCGGGCGGAACAUAAAAUAAAUAAAUAGAAGCUUAAACCAUCUUGUAUUCCACCCCCUCUCUCUCUAGGUCUACCUGUCAUUGCCAAACUACCAAUCUCUUACUGAAGGCCAUUGCUUGAUAGUUCCUAUGCAGCACCACAUUGCAGCCACUCUUCUAGAUGAAGACAUCUGGGAAGAAAUCCAGGUGGGCAAAGUCUUAGGCUUGAUGUGACUUGUUGUGUGGAUUCAUAUCUAAACACUGUCGAUAUGAGCCAGCCAAACUUGGCACUUGUAGUCCUCUUAAUUUCAAUGGGAAACAUUUAAGCAUCUGUUUGCUCCUUCAUUGUAACUGGUGGGAAUUGGUGUUUUCUUUUUGGUGGCAUUGUCCCUUUUGCUGUGAGAAGGGCAGGCUGCCGCUUGGGGGUGGGUGGAGAGGGGACCGUUAUAUGCAGCGUGCUCCUUGCAGCCGAGAUAUGGUAGAUGUAUUCAGAGAUGAGUUGCCUUCUCCAUCAUCUGUUGGAAUAAUACACAAGGGGCUUCUGAGUGCUUUAUUUGAAGACUUUGAAUAGUUGGUUUUUUUUAAAAAAACUGAAAUCAUUAAGAGAGUUAUGGGAAGUUCAUAGCCAACACUUAACUUUCUACAACUGAGACGUUUUCCUCCGUCUACAAGUCAGCAUUCUGAAUAAAUGUUGUGAAGUAUAAAAAUAACACAAAGUGGGUGUAUAAAGGUUAGCGACAUUUAACAUGUCAGUUUAUCCGACCCAAAUAACCUGAUUUGAAAGUAGAGAAACUUCAAUACAGUGGUACCUCGGGUUAAGUACUUAAUUUGUUCUGGAGGUCCAUACUUAACCUGAAACUGUUCUUAACCUGAAGCACCACUUUAGCUAAUGGGGCCUCCUGCUGCCGCCACGCUGCCAGAGCCCGAUUUCUGUUCUUAUCCUGAAGCAAAGUUCUUAACCUGAAGCACUAUUUCUGGGUUAGCGGAGUCUGUAACCCGAAGCGUAUGUAACCUGAAGCAUAUGUAACCCGAGGUACCACUGUACUGUUUGUUUGAAUGUGUGUAGUACUUUCACAUCUUUGCCAAGCACCGGCCACAUUAAAUGUCUAGUAAAUCUGCAAAUUGGCAUAAAAGAAUAUGGGGCCAGUUUAUAUUGAACAAGCUUGUGUACUUCGGACAUAGAACAAUCUCGAAGUGGGUCAAGUUGGGAUGUGUCUGUGAUGGUUUGGUCAGGUUAGACACCAAGCAAAAAAGAAAGAGGUUUGCAUUUUCCAGAGUUCUCAUGCUGGUUCGCAUACCUGGUGCGAGUCUGUCUCACUGAUCAGUCUAAAGUUGAGGUUAGUAAAUUCAGACUACAACUUUGCCCUUGGUGCAUCGAGAGUCUCUUUAAUAUACUACAUGGAGAUUUCUGGAGUCAAGCAUACUUAAAACAACAGUAAGCUGAGCUCCUUGGUAACAAUUUAUUCUCAAACCAGACAUUAAUGUUAUUAAACUGAAAGCACAUGGACAGUUUACAUUUGAGGAUAAUGUUUAUUUGGGAGGAUUAAUUGAGUGAGCAAGAGGUCAUUCAAGUUUCUAGGAUUUGGUCUCAUGUAGGAGGCAAAUGAAAUUCAACCAAGAGCUAAAUAUAAACUCUUGGAAUAUCAAUAUAAUGGGAAAGUGUAAUUAAAUAUGCCUGGGAAAUUCUGCAAAAAUGCUUAGAAGAUACCUUUAUUCCACAAAGAGCAUGUCUCCAGAGUAGCUUGGCUAAUUAUGGACCCACUAAAUAAAUAAAAGUCUUAAUAGAGCUUUUAUAAUCACUGAGAAGAUUCAGAGCUCUUUUAAAUUUGUUUUCUGUUAACAAAAUCUCUUUCAUGCUCCCUUUCCCUUGCAACAUGUUGAGGCAUUUGUCAUAUCACAUCUGUUUCUGCUCUCUAUCCUUAAGACUGGUAGUGCAUGGCUUAAUUAUUCCAGUUCAGGCUAAAAACGUAUAGGAAUAAGCAUGAAAAACAAGCAAACAAAAAAUCAUGCAUUAAGUUUCAGUCACCCUCAAUAUUCCAGUAAUACUCUGUAAAUACCAAGUUAACAGUGUUGAUAGAAAGCCUAGACUGGCAAGGACCUCUUAAAACAAGCAUAGUAAGUUUUGUUUUGUUUCUGAAUUGCGUGAACAUUAUCUACCAUGCCCAUUCUAAGAACUAUAGGGAGCCAUUAUGUUGUCUAAUAGAUUUAAAUUAGUCUGGUUACAUCAGAAGUGUACGUGGGAUUUUUUUUUUUUACCUUAUAUUAUACAAUUUGUGUAUUUCUUACAGCCAGCCAGCCAAAAAUACAAAAUGCAGAAUCGCACCCUCAAUAAAAACCAGUCAAAAUAAAACAAAACAAAACGAUAUGCUACGAACUGACAACCAUAAGAAGUCUUAAAGAUAGGUUUUCAAAUUUUCACCAUCUGUGAAGAUGUUUGUUCUGCCAAAAAUACUAAAGAGGCUCUCUAAAGACAAACCUGGAAACAGUCUCAUAAGAGGAUGAUUUAUAUAUUAUUUGAUCCCCCUGAUAAAAAAACUUAAGGUAAAAUAGCACAUGAAGGUGAUUGAUUACAGGGGCAACACCUGUUUUUAAAAGGAACACUGGCAAAUCUGCCAUUCAAAUGCUGAUCAGUAAGAUAGCUCUUCUUUGCUUAGGUAUUGAUUUUAUAAAAAGCAAACAGAGUUUAGGGGCAGACAGAUGCAGACCCUGAGGCCAUGGGCCCUGUGAAUCCCCCAGGCUAGCACAUGUAGCUCUCAUAUUUCUUAAAUGGCUUUAAAAGGUUGUUAGAUAAAUUGAUGGGGAAGAAGUCUACCAAUGGUUGGCAGCCAUUGCAUCCAGUAUUAGAGGCAAUAUGAACGCCAAAUGCUGGUGGUCAUAAGCAGGAGAGUGAUGGCUCAUGUCCUCCUUGCCGGCUUUCCAUGGUCAUCUAGUUGGUGACUGCAUGGACAUAAUACUGAUCUAGUAGAUGGGCCUUUGGUCUGGUCCAGCAGGGCUGUUCUUACAUUCUUAAGUCUGUAUAUUUUGUUUUCUGUUGUCUUAUAAAUUGAAAAGUAACAUCACAGUUUCCCCACCAUUAACUCUUUCUUACAUGAGUCUUUCUUGCUCUGUGCGUGUAUGUAUGAAAUGAUUCCCUUGAAACGCCAAGGCUUAUUGACUCGCUUAACACCAAACUACUAUGGCCAGAUAGAGGUCCAGAUUUGAUGAAGUGAGCAUGCGUAAGGGCCGACCAGGGUUGUUGAGCUUUUUUUAGGAUUUAACCCCAGGACAUAACAUAUACUGCUACAGGGGCUGGAUUAAAUUGACCGGCUUGAUUUUGGACACGCCUGUACUAUGGGAUAUAAAAACUCAUGUUAAUAUCUUGACGUAAGCUCAGUUGAUUGCUUAAAAUGAGAGGCCGUUUUGCUUAGGAUCGAGUGUAUCUCCAUAGGCCAUGCUUGGCCCAAGCGUGCUGAUCUCAAGGGAAAUGGGAGGAAUACAGGAAAAUGGAAGAUUGCAGCACCAAUCCUGCUUGAGGACCUCUUACCUAGUUGUGAAAAUGCACAGGGGUCUCUCAGCAUCUUCCGGCUAUCAAAUUUUAUCAAGAUACGGCACUUCUAUUUAAAAGAAUAUAUGUAGCAAGUUGAUUAUGUAUUGCACAGGGAAGGGGAGAUGUUGUUUAGACCAACUAGAAUUUGAAAAGCAAAUUUAGGUUGUUUAUCAAAAGCUUACAAGUUUAGAGACAACCACCUAGUAAGUUGCCUUAUUGUUUUAAUAAGACUGUUGGUCCAUUUAGUUCAGUGCUGACUGGCAGUAGCUCUCCAGAGCUUCAGAUGCCAGGUAUUGAAUCUAGAGCCCUGUGCACUCAAAGCAAGUGCUCUACCACUGAUUUACUGCCUUCUUGAAGCUUUUUAAAUUACCUUAGUAGCUGCAGUGGCGGCAGCGGCAAAAGAGCAUUUCCGCAUUUAAUUUGCUUUGAAAAUCUCCAAAAUAUCAUUGGUAGAAUGGGUGCUAGUGGAAGUGACAGGCAGUAAUGUGUCAGCUGUUGAAUUAAUUCUUAGUUUCCACAACUAGAACAGGAUAAUGAACAGUUCUGCUUACUGAUGCGUGAUUCUUGAAAAUGCUGGCCAGGGGGUUGUUUCAAUUUAAUUUGCAUUUAAAUGUCAUGGCUUCUCGGACAUCCUGGUGCCAAUAUUUUUGCUUGACAGCCGUUAGCCUGCCUUCACGGCCUUUGCUUGGCUGCUUCAUAGCAAUCUUGAGGCAGAUGUGCUUUUUCGGGGAGAAAUGUAAACUGUAAAGCAAAGUCAGAGAUGGAAACUUCAUGUGCCCUUCCUUCAGAUAUUCUCUAAAUAAAUUUUGCAGAGAACUUCCUUUGACCUCACAAGUGCUAUGAACUUUGCCCCCACCCCAGCUAUUGUUUUAAACAUGCACCACUGCAUGACAGAACCAAGUGCUAUUUGGCAAGAGAGUUGGGAAAUACCAUUCUAGUUUGGGAAAUGUUUCCAUAACUUGACCCUGUGGCUCUGAAAGACCUAGUAUCUCUAAAGUCUCAUUUUUUAAAUGAUGCAAAAGCUCAACCCUGACAAUAAAUGUAUAUGCUAUUCUACUGGAGUACCCAAGGGUCAGAAGCACAGGAUUCCUAGCAUGCCAGAAGAUGACCACAAGCUAGUAUUUCUAUGCCAUUGAGGACCCCAUUCUCCCAUGUAACAUGGUGGUUUCUGGUACUGCAUGAAUGUGCUGGAUAACUCAUCCUCCGGUUGCCCAUCCCCACUGAAGCAGGUGAUAUGAAAGAUUUUUCUUCGAGACCCUGGAGGACUCUUACCAGUCAGAGUCACUUAGUAUAAAGCACCAUAAUGUGUUCAUUAUAGUUUUUAGGGAGAGGGCUGUGCAACCAUCUUCAAUUGUCAAAUGUGUGAAUUAGGCAACAACUUUGAUUUCUCCGGGAAAGAAGAGCAUAUUUCUUUUGAUUUAUGGAUGUGUGCAUUGGUGUGCAUCAUUUGGUCUUCUGAUAAACGAAUGCCAUUGCUUUCACAUGUUUUCCACGAAUGUUUAGAACGACAAAACAUCAAAAGCAAAUAUGCAGUUUUGUUUGGAAACGUAGCACAAGGGAGUUGAUUUCCAGUGUGGCCCAUGAAGAUAAUGAGGUUGUAAAAUGAAAUGUGAAUUCUGUGAUUUAUGGCCCUGGCACAUUUCAAAUGCUCAGUCAGCUUAAGUUACGUCAGGCUUGUGGUUUCCAACUUGUUAUAAUUUCAUACGAGCUCAAUUUGAAAUCAGUUCUUGGCACCUGCCUCCUCUUGCCAGAUGCCGUCACACCAUUUCAGGUUUGGGAACCAAAAUCAUCUCUCAUUUAUUGGAAAUCUAGACUGUGAUUUCUACCUUAUCUGUUUGUUUUAAAACAUGCCAGCUUCUAGGCACCACUCAAGAUAGAAACUGAUCUACUCCAUGAUCAGUUGUGACAUUCUAUCCUAUAGAGGAAAAUGAGUGAGUAUACACACAGGUCAAGUCUGUUACAGUAACAGGUUGGGUAAACUUCUGCACAAUGGAGAUGAGAGACCCAAGAUUGCUUUUCUUUAAGGAAAUAUUAGUAUCUGGCUUAAAGGUCAAUCAUCCCUGAUGAAAAUGUCACUUUUUGAUAAAUUGUGUAAUUGGAAGGAAGAGUGGAAGGAUGGUGGCAUUUGGAGUCUAAGCAAGUCAAGGUAUUAACUUUUGAGGAAAUGAAACUCUGAGGCCUCCCAUGGUUUCUGCCUCCAUUUAUGAUGCCCUCCAAUUUUUUGAACUUCAUGCACCUUUCAUUUGACAGAAAACAACACCUACAGUUGCCAUUAUGCAUGUAGUAUAAAUAUUUAAAAUUACUCAUCAUGUUCCAGUGUUGAGCUCAUUUUAUUUUGAAUGCAAUGUGACAUUAACCUAUGAAAGUUUGACUUCUCAGUAAUGCCAGAUACUUAACCGCAGCUGUUGCCUAACAUUUCUGUGAUUGAAAACUAUACGUAUUUUUACUCUUCUUGCUCUACUCCCUCUCUUUUUUUACAGAUAUUCAGGAAAGCUUUGGUGAAGAUGUUUGAAGCUCAAGAGUUGGAUUGUGUCUUCCUUGAGACAAACUUAAAUUUAAAGAAGCGAUACCACAUGGUAUAUGAAUGUAUCCCCCUCCCAAAGGAAGUGGGUGAUAUGGCUCCCAUCUACUUCAAGGUAUCUACAAACUUUCCAGUUUCCUCAGUUUUGCGUUUUGAUCAUACCACUUUUGUUUUUUUUUAACUGAACUAAAUUGGCAGUUUUGUUUUUUUAAACUGAACUAAAGUUGGCUGUGUGAAGCUCAAAAAAGCAAAUAGAUUCCCUGAAAUACAUCAGAUUAACUUAACUCUCCUUCUUCAAGUGAAAUUUAUUACACUUCUUCAGGUUUCCCAAACUAUUUGUUUCAGCAAAACUGGAAGUACAGAAAAAAGGUUUAUGAAGAAAACAGGUAUUGUUGUAUCAAAUUACUCCUGCUGUGCAGAUUGGAUAGCCCACUAUGGCCCCCGAGUUGGCAGCAUGAACAGGCCAGGGGUUUUUAAAAACCAGAUUUUCCAACUGCACAAACUCGCUACCGAACACCCCACACUAAAAAUAACGGAGCUGAGGGAGCCGAACGAACACAAAGCAUGCUUUGCUCCUUGCUUAUGCCCUGUCUCAGUGGCAGUUCCUCCGUGGGAGCCAGGAGCGAAUUCAUUCAUGAAUCUGCCUGAAUUCAGUAACUGACAGGUGCAAAACCAGGCAUACUUUUGAGGGUAUUUAUAUGGAUGUGAUAAAGCAUCUCCUGCCCAAAGAUGAAGGAAAAGAAGUUCUGGUCAAAAAGACAAAGGUAUUUUCAUAUGGUUUGGGCAGUUUGCUUUAAGUAACGGGGGCUGAGCACAUUCUGCCUUUACACGUUUGUGAACUUCAGGUGAAGGGUAGUUUAUAAAUUAAAUUAAUAAUAACCAUCUGUGUACAUGCUGUCUCUGACACCGUCUGCCAUUUUAAGUGCUUAAUAAACACAGGCACUAAAUGUGUCUAAUUCGCCGCUGCCCCAAAGGCAAGGAUAGAAGUUGCCAAUGUAAGUGAACUGUUUGUGCUGGAUGUGUAGUUACUUUGUGUGUUUGUGUGUGUGUCUUAUUUUGUUUUUUCCAAAUGGCUGAGGAGCUGUGCUGUUAACCUGACAAGAUUGUUUUCAACAGGGCCAUUUUGGAUGCAGCUUCUGCUCACAGCAGUAUAUGGAUAUAAUGGGGCUGGGCCUCAGUGUAAUAGGUUUUCCCCUCAACAGUUAAAGUGAGCAGUCAACAUGUGAUCUCCUUUGCUCUUCCGCUUGCAGCAGAACAAGGCAGGCAGAGAAGAGGGAAGGACCAUGUCCGAGUAGUAGAGCAGGUGUUUUGCAUCCAGAAGAUCCCAUGUUCAAUCUUGGCAUCUCCUGGGAAUUGAUCCUGCCUGGAAUCCUGGAAAGCUGAUAUCAGUCAGUGUAGACAGUUUUGAGCUGGAUAUCGCAAUAAGCUCACUCAAUACAAGGCAGCUUCCAUUAUUUCACUGCAUUUAGAGGAGUAUAGGGCAGCACUCUUACCAUACAAGCUCUGCUGAGUGUCUGAACAUGGUUUAGACUUGGAACUAUUUAGAUAGCUUUUUGUGGCAGUAGCAACUUAAAAUAUAUGUAUGCUAGAUUUUAAUUAACAUUGGCAACAAAAGCAUGACCUUUACCUUUGGUUUUUCUUAUGUACAAAAAAGAGCCAAUAUAACUUAAUUAAUUCCUGUGGCCUUUUUAAUUUGGCAAACUGAAAAUUCUCAUUUCAAGGUAAUUGUAUAAGGCCCACGUUAGACUGCAGUUGUGAAGCUAUAAAAAGUGAAAGGCACUGAAUAAAAUUAGUAUAAAAUCAGUCUUCAUUAUGCAUUAAUGCAUGUAAAUUGAAUUCUACAAAUUGGAGAAAUGUCACGAAGUUAGUUUCUGGCAUUAUAAAAUUAAUAUUCGUUCUUGAAAUUACACAGUAUUCUAACUGCUUUUUAUUUAUUUAUUACAAAUCAAGUUCUACUUUAUGGCAUAUGGUGUCAUUCUGAAAGUGUUUCAUAUGUUGUUGCAAUAUUUUUUCAGAAAGCCAUAAUGGAGUCUGAUGAAGAAUGGUCCAUGAAUAAAAAGCUGAUUGAUCUAUCUUCAAAAGAUGUUCGCAAGUCGGUAUGUAUUGAAGCUUGUCCCUUAUAACACGUGGGCAGUUGUUGUUUUUUGUUCUCAUUUUCAAAAAAAAAAUGGGCCAAGUUUUAAAAGACCCAGAACAGUAAAAGGAGAAAAGACAUAAAAGUACAGUUUAUGUAAGACAUGAGGUUUUAGUUCACGAGUCAAAUACCGUUGCGGUGGUGUUAAUACAAAGAUCUUCUGCUGGAGUUCUGAAAGUUAAAAUAGAUAAAUUGACGCCAGUAACGCAAACCUUUUAAAUAUUACUCCUGGUUUUUCAGGGCACUAACUAUCAUGGCUGAGGGUUUCGAAUGAAUGUUUCGACUCAGGUAUCAGAAUGUCUAGGGCUGCAAUCCUAAACACACUUGCAAGGGUAUAAGCCCCGCUGACUCAGCAGGAAUUACUUUGUAGUAAGCAUGUAUAGGAUCACACUGCAUAGCCUGCCCUUAUGUAAUGAUGGCUUAUGGAAAUGGUUGUCUUUGUUUGGCGUCAAUGCAGUCUCCUUUCCAACCAACAAGAUGGUUUAUAUCCUUCUCAAGGGCUGGGGCAAGAGGCAAAGCUCUGAAAUCUAUAGACUUCUUUUCACAAAGACGGCUGCUGAAUAUAGUUUGUCGUGCAGAAAGGCUGCUGGAAGUUGUAGUUCAGGCAUAGGCAAACUCCGGCCCUCCAGAUGUUUGGGACUACAAUUCCCAUCAUCCUUAGCUAACAGGACCAGUGGUCAGGGAUGAUGGGAAUCGUACUGUUUAUCUUGCUGUUGCUCCCGGUUUUCUGCCUAUUUCCUGGUCCUUAUUCAGGGCAUCUGAUGGUUCAUUGCCUCCCAAAAUUAGUCUCCACGUGUCCUUUUCAGUGACAGUGUGGACCGUAUUCACAUUUCAGAGUAAGUGGAAAGGUCAUAAUCACUUGAUGCUUCCCCAGAGGGAAUUCUAGUGUAUAGAGUUUUAUUUACUGCUACUCUUUUGUUUACAUUUAUCCUUUUUUUAAUUGGACCUUUUCUCAGCAGAAGAAAACUGUGUGCGCUACGACGGCAUAUUUAAAAUCCAUAAAAAAGCAUGAGGAAUUGUUAGUAAAUUAUUAUUAUUCCUGUUUAGGGCAGUUUUUAAUGUUUGAUGUUUUAUUUUAUCUUUAAUAUUUUGUUGGAAGCUGCCCAGAGUGGCUGGGGAAACCCAGCCAGAUGGGCGGGGUAUAAAUAAUAAAGUACAGUGGAACCUCUACCUGCGACCAUAAUCCAUUCUGGAGGUGGAAACAGGUUGCUGGGAGAGGUGCCGUUGUGCACAGGCGCAGGCGGUGAUUGCUCGCUUCUGUGCAUGUGCGAACGGCGAUCGCCACUCCUUUGCAUGUGUGAACAGCUGCAAACCCAUCAGUUAAUCCUGGGUUUGCCGCGGAUGUUGGGCGAAAUGGACGCAAGCGGAGGUGGACGUAAGAAGAGGUUUGACUGUAUUAUUAUUAGUAGUAAAGGGACAUUGUGUUUGUGUCCAGUUUGCACGUCGUGGUAAGCCAAACUAUGGCUUAUUGGGACAGCAAGACAAACUUGCUGUCUCCUGGGGAGGAUCAUGCAGCUGUUUUGCUUUUUCUUACUCCUUUUUACUCCAACGCCCUGUGGCUUUGACCUAAGCCAAAGUGUGCCUUGGUGUGUUGUCCGAACGCGAGCUGUAGCCAAGGUUUGUAGUUAGUGAGGAGGGAACAUAACCAUGAGUUCAUGACCCUGACAUCUUAUUGACAUGUUUCUGUCCUUCAUAGUUCAGUUCCUUGCAGUUCAGGGUUUAAGAAUUGUGUGUGUAUGUGUUGAUUUUUGCUUCAUCAGCCUCCAAGAUAUGUCUAAAUGAGCUGGUUGUCAGUUUUUUAAGUAUCAAAAGACAGCCCCAUGAUCUGUCUUUCUUUGCAUGAAAUAAUGAAUGGCCCCUCUGUCUUUUUAGGUUCCGAAAGGUUUGCCUUAUUUCUCCGUAGACUUCGGCCUACAAGGGGGCUUUGCUCACGUCGUUGAAGAUCAUCGCAAGUUCCCCCUUUAUUUUGGAAAGGUAUUUAUUAUGUCACCUGUUCAAAGAGGCUGGUGUGGGAGACCCUCCUGCACGCUCCAUUCUGAGAAGCUCACUGCGUACAUUAGCAAAGUUGAAUAUACAUGGCAGUUUUAUUACUGUGUGCUUUAGAACAUCCCAGGGACAUGAAGAACGUUUGUUAUCUCAGGGUUUGAGUUGUGUAAUUAGCCAUUCUAUAUGAUGUUGAGAUCUUACCAUUCAAAGCGAGAGUUGUAAUAAAUGUUUGCCUGGAGGUAAAGGACUAAUUUUUUUUAGCAGGAUCAAUAUUGUGAGUGGAGAGAGAGAGAGAGAGAGAGAGAGAGAGAGAGACUCAAUAAUGGAUUUAGGGAAUAACUUAAUCUUCUUUCCCCCCACAAACAGAAUCUCUAAUGCUGUGGGUAGAUUUGCAGGGGAUGUGGCUGUCAGUUCAAAUCUCCUGUUCCCACUCCACCCCCGUAGUCCUUAAAGGAAGUAGUUUGCAUAGAGCACAUGUGGGUGAGUCACUUGUUAAAAUGCAGAGCUGGAAUGACCCCCCCAUCAAUCCAAUUGUACUUUGCAGUCCUUGUUUUGAACAGGUGUGAAUUUCCAAGGUUAAUUAAGAGCAGUAAUAUUCUUCUCUGUCUGUCCUGCUUUAAAAGGAAAUAAUUGGUGGCAUGCUGGAUUUGGAGCCCAGGCUGUGGAGAAAGGGACUGCGAGAAAACUUUGAGGACCAGAGGAAGAAGGUGUUGCAUUUUGCUCAGAAGUGGAAACCGUACGAUUUCACCAAAAGCAAAGAGUGAAGCUUUGACGAUGCAGUACCUGCCAAUAGACCGUCAAGAUCCAUAAAACCAAUCCAUUUUAUAGAAAGGCAUGUGUUAAGGAUGACAGGAUGUUUUCUACAUUCCUAGUGAACACUUUUUUUGGGGGGGGGAAUAUAUUUUAAAAGAACGCAGUUCAUACAUUUAAUUUGACUUAUUUACAAGGCAAAUUGAUUUCAACACAAUGUCAUUUAUUUAUAUUUAAUGCCUCAUAUUUUCUGCUGUGUGCUCUUUUUCUUAAAGCCCUUUUCGUAAUACCUUGUUUAAAUCAUGGCCUCUGGGAGGUGCUGUCAGAUGCACACUGUGCGCUUAAAAAGAAAAUUGAUUUAUUGACAUUUAAACGUCAAAGAGAGAAAAUAUCUCUAAAACUGGCUAAACAGCAUUAAAGACUACUUAGGCAAAUACCUUUCUCAACAGCCUUGUGAAAAUGGAAAUAAUAAUAAUAAUAAUAAUAAAUUUUAUUUAUAUCCCGCCCUCCCCAGCCGAAGCCGGGCUCAGGGCGGCUAACAACAAUAAAACAGUACAAAAGUACAGCAUAAACAACAGUCUAAAAUCAUUCGUUAUAAAAUUAAUUCAAGCCACUGGCAACCAUUGGGCCAGAGCUCCGCGAAGAUUUCUGCAGGAAGGGAAAUGCCAGUAUUCUCCCAAAGAGAGAGUGACUAGGUAGAGAGAGAAUUGAGCUUGGCAGGAAUCUUGAGACAAGAUGAUUCACUAUCCUGUUGAAGUCCAGCAACUAACAGUUUUUCAGUGAAGCAACAAAAUAAAGGUUUGGAACAAAUGUAAACUGGAAAGGGUAAAGCAUGACUUAGGUCAUUUCUGCAGGAAGGGAAUUUCUGCCUCGCAACUGGAUUAAUAUUUCAAAUGGCACAGUGGCAUGGAGGAAUCCCAAGAAAGCUACAUAGAUGGUCCAGAAAUCUGUGUUUGAUAGUAUUCAGAUAGUGGAAAUUGAAUAGGGGGCGUGGGUUGCGCUGUGGUCUAAACCACUGUGCCUCUUGGGGUUGCCGAUUAGAAGGUCAGCAGUUCGAAUUUGCGCAAUGGGAUGAGCUCCCACUUCUCUGUCCCAGCUUCUGCCAACCUAACAGUUCGAAAGCACACCAGUGCAAGUAGAUAAAUAGGUACCGCUGUGACAGGAAGGUAAACAGUGUAGGAUACUUUUGUCACAUGGGCACACUGUAUAUUAGCUCUGCUCUCAUGGUGGAAAUGCAUUUGCAGGUUAUGUCAAAACAAGGAUCUGAACCUGUUUUGUUUAUGGUUUUGUCUAUAACACAUUCCCUUCCCUGUGCAGUAGAAUAGCUUGUUCAGAUUUGGGUGGUUAAAGGAAAGUACUUGUAAAGUUUACAGGAAUUUAAGCUGGGUUGGGGACACUCCUUGGGGAAGUCACAACACUGCCAAAAACUGAAUUACACUUGUGCUUAGAAUACCUUGGUUAUUCUUCUGCAAACCAUGGUGGACUAUAGCUAUAGUUCACAUGUGCACUGCACACAAGUUACUACUUCAAGAUUCUUGGGAUCCCAGAAAACUGGAUCAGCUACUUUGAAAGUGCCCAGUCUCUAAAUUCGUGCCAUGGACUGGUUGGAUGCAGAGGAAUGGUGGGAGGAACCAGCUGGGAAACCAGCAAGGAAGAGGUUGGCUGCACACAGGCAAAGUCUCUGCUUGGAAAAAGCCCUGGAGAGAGGGAACUUAGACGGCUGUGGGGAGGUGGGGACUUUCAGUCUUGGCAACUGAUUCAUGGGGCCAGACCUACCAGGGAUGAACUGCUGUGCUCAUUGGGCCUGACACUGCAUCAAGUCUGUGAAGAUGGUAAUUUUGCUAAUAAAGAGUUAACUCAAA